Messenger RNA from Pelobates cultripes (western spadefoot toad), 60663 nucleotides. NCBI's taxonomy places the organism in Eukaryota, Metazoa, Chordata, Amphibia, Anura, Pelobatidae. The record is from the annotation of a GenBank genome assembly.
AUGGGAACUUGGAGGGGCACAUGGAUACCAAUAUGUUCCAUUGUACUGCUUGCCUGCUUUCAUGCACAAGGUAAGCAUCCGUUAAUCAAGUGAAGACUCAAAUGCUCCAAUGGAAGAAAAAUAAUGUGAUGGAGAUUAGAUAGAUAGAUAUAUAGAUAGAAUUGCUGCAAACUGAAGGUUUGCGUCAAUACAGAAAAUAAUAUAUUUACAAAAGAUGAAGGAAAACCAUGAUAAAAUUGUAUAUAUUUUUUACUUUCAUUUAAGGUGUACCAAUUUAUAUAACUUAGAAUGAACAUAAUAAUAAAAUAUAAUUUUAGUUAUUAUAGGGUUAACAUAAACCUUAUAGUAGAUUUAGUAUAUAAAUAAUAUUUCAUGGUUAAUCUGCUUUAUUAUAGUUGUGGGUAUUAAAUUGCAGACGCAUUAACAAUCCAUAAAACAAGAUUGCAUAUUCCUCAAUUAUAAUGUUUAACCAUGAUAACUACAUGAAUUACAUGAAUGGAUAGUAACAUGCCCGCACUUUCAUUAGAGUAGUAAUAGAAUAGUAUAUCUUAUUUAGAGUAGUAUAUUUUUAUGUACUUUAUCUAUUUUUUUAUUAAAUAAUUGAUCUUGCCAACUGCUAGUCAGGUAGAGAUAGCAUCAUCCCCAAUCAGAAGUUGGCUGGUUCUAGAUUGUUAUAAAUGCAACUCAACAGCUUCUGGAAGGACCACAAUCCAUAACAACAAAAUAAUAUACUGUGUUUAAAUACAAAACUACCACUCUCAAUCUAUUCAUGUAGACAGGUGCUUAGUUAUCAUAAUGCCAUGAAUAAAACAUUUUUGGGGUUUAACAUUGUAUAGGGUCACUAGAAAGACACAGUAUAAGAGCAUCCAUUCCUUUCCAGAUGAUAGACAACUAUUUAGCAAAUGCUGUAACAGCAAACACUGUUCACAGUCCAGAACAUAAAUAAGUGAAUUAUAAACAAAUCAUAUUUCUUAAUUCUUCCUUUCUCCUUUUUUUUUUUUUUCUUAAAAAGGUUCAAUCGUCCUUCAAAGUUCAGUGCAGCAGACAUCUGGUAAGUGAUCUGUUUACAUUACACCAAUGUAAAUUUUACACGCUUAAUAUAUAUCAAUGAUGAAGUGAUUAAUUUCUUAUUUUCCAAUUGUCACUAUUAAUAAUAACAGAAGUACAAUAAAUAGAUAAAUACAAAUGCAAAAAAAAAAAUACAUUGGAAUUGGAUUACAAAUACAGGAGAUUAAAAAAGAGUUAUAUGCUGUAGUUGGUUAGAGACUUGGAGAUUCAUUAAGUUACGAGCUACAAUUAUCGGAAUUUGAGACAAUCUGGUGAUUGGCUGAAUUCCAAAACUCUAAGCCAAAAUGUAGCCAAAUAACAAACCAAGCUAAAUGUGCAAUGGCCGAACAUUACAUUUUUGCAGAACACCGAUUGUCCUAUUUCUGCAGCCUUUUGGCUUGUCUGUUUAAUUUUCUCUAAUGUUUCUUCAUUAAUGGAAUUUGACUUAGCCGAACUGCCGUAUGACUGAGAAAUAUUUAAUCAGAGGUGAUUCGUCCAAAAUUAAUUUUUGCACAAAGAUAGUGGCAAAAUGUACUUAAUAAAUAGCUAAACAAUUUGUGAUUUCUUUUUAUUUUUUUACGAUUGCAAAACAAAAUAAAUGCUAUACAAAAUGUGCACACGUAAGUAAAAUAUGUUUGCAAAACAACUGAAAUAUGUUCAUUUAAAAGGGAAUUAAGAGAAUAAACCUAGAACUAUCUUGCAAAAUUGGAAAGUUAGGCUUAAUGUGAAAGGAAUGACAGUAUCUCCAAUGUCAUUAUUUCCUUAUAGAUGUUUAAUUCCGUGCUGUAUGGGAUAGGCAUAAGGCUAUCCUAACUAUAAAAUAAGGCCAGGGACUAAUGAAAGUAUUUAGAAAAUUGGGCAGACUAGAUGGGCCGAAUGGUUCUCAUCUGCCGUCACAUUCUAUGUUUCUAUGUUUCUGUAGUAAUGUAGAAAUUGUAGAUAAGAAAAAAUGCUGUGCUCACCUCUAUAAAAGUCCCCCAAUCGAUUACAAUUGCUUUGUUUGAUAAGACAAUCCAAGAUCUGGUGUAUGCACUAUGGUAGGCACUUCAUAAACUCAAGCAACAAACGAAAAGCACCAACUCUCCAGGACUUAAAAUAGUACAGUAUAAAACCUAGCUUUUAUUAGUAGAUACUGUUUAAAAGCACAUUGUAAGUAAGAGAUAUGGGUCACAAAAUCAUUACCAUUAAGAACACUGUACUGUGCAUAAUCUACAUGAAAAGCAUAUUGUGAUCCACCCCAAGCAUGCUACAUCUUAGAGCUUAUGCAUAGGUAUUCAUGUAAUCAGCUUCUUAAGUAGAAAUAGCUUAAUUAUCAAUCAAAGUUAACUCCUCGUGUUCCCAUGGGUAACACAGGGCAUCCUAUUUCAUGCUCAUCCAUCACAUGAAUCUGACAAUAUCUACACUUUUUCUACACAAGAAAAAAUAAUUCAAAGAACGUAAUGUACACGUGAGAAAAUGUGAGAAAAGACAAUUACCGAUUUUAAUUAUAACCAAAGCUGCCUGCAUGCAUCAUAGCCAUCACAUAAAAGGCAGAACAGAGUCAAAUAAAUCUACAAUAUUCUCACAAAAACAUAGUUAACUUUACACAAAGCAGGUAACAUCAUAUAUAAAGUUUAAACCUAUGCAAGCUCUUGUUUGCGAGUAGAAAAUCCAUGAGGUCUCAAUUAAUUUGAAAGGUUUCUGUCACCACCCCUAAUACCGCCUUUACUCUUUGUAUGCCUUGUAUCUACAAAUACUUUCCAUUGGCCCUAUUACAUAGUCUAAAGCAGGGGUCCUCAAACUCCGCCCCCCCCAGAUGUUGCUGAACUACAACUCCCAUGAUUCUCUGGCUACCUAUGUAAUUCAAAAAAUCAUGGGAGUUGUAAUUCAGCAACAUCUGGGCGGCCGGAGUUUGAGGACCCCUGGUCUAAAGUGCCUCACACCGGAGGCGAAUUUGGAUUGUUAACAUCAAUGAUAGAAUUUAUGUGCUCUCUCAUUCGGUCUUUAAGGAGACAAAAUGAUCUCCCACAGAAAUAUAUCCGUAGGUCAUGCAUGGUUUGGUUUCACAUCUAGAUGUUGUUUUUUCUUACUAAACCAAGUUUGAUUUUGUUUUGCUGCUAAAUAAUGAAGGAACUCAUAAAGUGCCAAUAAUACACUAGUUAUAAGUAGUUAUAUUCACUAAACAGUGCUCUGACAGUUGACAUGCAAAAGUUAGGUUAUGGUAGAUACGUUGAAAAAGCUAUUCCCAAUAUGGCUCUUUUUCCUGAAUUUAGCAAGUUAGUUGGCAACACACCAUAUCACACUGUUAAGUAAAUAUAUAACUAGAGAGUUCUGUAUUUUUUUUUCAAAACAAUUAGACAUAAUUUAAAAAAGUAUAAACUAUCCACUAUUGAGUUACAGCCUCUUUCUUACCAGUAUUAAUUUUGUGGUGUCUACAUUCACUUAUCUUCAUAGAAGAAUGGGUGUGUGUGCACUUAACAAGUUAAUAUUUACCUUAUAGUUUGUCAAACACUACAUAUUGAUAGGUACUUAGUUCUCAAAACAAUUGGCAGACAGGACUGUAAUGCAAAGGCCAGUUCAUGUAUUUAAAUGUAUCUGUCCAAAUGAUGUGUAUUACAUUUCGAAAAUAAACUGAAUGUCAUGUUGAGAGAAGUGUUUAGAUAAAUGGGAAACAUUUUUAGUAACAUUAAACAAAACAUAUAAAAACAUAACCUAUAUAUAAAAUAAAAAUCACAAUAAAAAAUUAAAGGUAAUCAUUACCUUGUGUUUUAUUUAUGUACUUAUUUAAUUUCUACAGACGUGCAAUCUCCAUUGGUGAACUUCAUCGGAACAACUGUGGCUCCCAUUGUUAGAAGUAAGUAUCCGAAUUGUUGUAUUGUAGGAAUGAUAUCUGGAUUAAUCUUGAAAGGUUUCUAAAAGCAAAUCACUAAAUGGUAUCAGAUAACUUUUUACUGUGGUUACGGCCCUGCCAUGUUGUUCUCAUCAGCUGAGAUGAUAGAACUUUUCUAUGGCUAAAAACACAUGAAAAUAUUUUCUUCCUACACAAAAAUACUUUUCCUUUUUGCAGUCUAUCUACAUAUCCAAAUAUGAACUAGGCAACUAAAUGGGGGGAUGGACCCCCAUUUAGUUAGUUUUAUUUAGAUAAUGCAUUAAAAUAAUGCAAAAUAAUUAAAUAAAUUAAAGAGAAGAAAUAAAGAAAUAAUAAUUAAAAACAAAUACUUUUCAUCAAAGUUCUAUGUAAAUGCACAGUCCAGAGUGUUCUUCUGUAGUUACAAGUAGAUCUUCAUGAGGGAGAGAAAUUCCAAUCAGGGGUGUAUCAUUCAGACCUAUGGGGGUCUGUUUAUAUGUAAUAUAUACCUGUCCAUCGGAGGUUAAUUGGAUGAGUAUGUAUGUCCCAAGAGCAGUUCUAUUUAGGGCAUAUGAUUAGUGGAACAGCUCUAUAAACUGAUUGCAGCCGUAUCAUGGUUGCUCUUUGGGAAAGAGAGAGUGUUCACCCCAAAUCGUAGGCAGAGUCCACAUACAACUUGGAUAAAACAGAUAUUAGACAGCCAGAACUUGGUAUUCCAGAGUUUUAUGACUGACAGCCGCAAAGCGCUAUAUUAAAGCUGCAGCACUUUUUUUUUUUUUUUUUUACAAAUUGCUGCAGUUCUACAGCUGUGAAUGCAUGAUGGUACUGGUUGUGAUGCCUAGAUCAACCCCUUCAAGCUCAUAUACAAUGUUACAAUUCUGUAUCAGAUUAAAAUUCGCCAGAUUUGUCCCACUAAAUAUAAGAUUGUUGAAUGAUAUGUAGUCAACCUGGAAGUGCAACUCAUUCAUGAUGACAACAUUCAUAAUGAAAACAUAAACAUUUAAAAAAGGAAAAGAUUAGAGAAAAAAAAAAUGAAAGAAUGUUGUCUUAACUAAAAAUGUGUCUGUUCCACUUAAUAUUACAUUAUAGGAUUUUUUUUCUCUUACCCUAUGUCUUCUUCUUAUGAUAUUGUGAUGUACACAUUGGACACUUGAAUAAAGUUAGAACUGAAAAAAAAAAAGAAAAGAUUACCUUAGGGUACCUAUAAUAUAUAUAUACACCUUAUAACCAUACCUUAUAACCUGUAACCUAUAAACAAUACUUCAUACUUAAAACCUGUAACUCAUUGACUUAUAGAUAGUGUAUCUAUUCACAAUGGACAAGUCUGCAGUUCCUGGGGUAAUUACAACUUCAAGACAUUUGAUGGGGACCUAUUUCAUUUCCCUGGAACCUGCAAUUAUUUGUUUGCAUCCAACUGCAAAAGCAACUACGAAGACUUCAACAUUCAAAUCAGGCGUUCCAUUGUGAAAACACUGCCCACCAUCAGCAACAUUGAAAUGAAGAUCGAUGGCGUUUACAUUGAAUUGAAGAAUAACAGUAUAACAUUCAAUGGUGACCCGUGAGUCAUUCUUCAUUUUUCUUUGACUAAAACUAAAUGCACGUAGUUUGUGUUAACUGCAUACUCACAUAUAAUCGUUUUUUUAGUUACUUGCUGCUUUCACAAUAUCAAGAAAAAAAUACCAACAUAAACUAUUAUAUAAAUGUCUAAGUAAUGAUUAUUCCGUACAAAAAUUCUUAAAGUGAACUGCCAAAGCAUUUUAAAUAUUGUACACUUGUAGUGACACUGAAUUUAAAUAAGAACAAAAGCUAGUGUAGGUAUGGAUAUGGUACAUUUUGGACCAGUGAAAAUCAUUGAUACUCUCCAUUGAUAGCAUCUGUCCACUUUCAUCAAACAAGAAUAAAACAUUAACAAGGUAAUUCACGAAAUGAGCAUUCAUGUGAAUGUCAAAUUGAAUGUCAAAAUAGUCAAACCUGAAUUGUAUAUUUAGUGAAUAACCCUGCAAACAUUCUGUUCAUCUGACUAUAUAAAUAUCACACAUAGAAAAACUCCAAUUGAAGAAAGGGCUGGGUCACUGUAAUCCAAUUGGAAUUGUAUAUUCAUAAAAAGUAAUUAUUAUAGUGAAAUAUAGUACUAUAGGUAUUACAUGGAUUUCAAGAUCAGAGACAACAUUGGUUUACUUCAGGGAGAUCAUGCCAAACUAAUCUUAUUGAUUUUUUUUGAUUGGGUAACUAAAAUUAUAGAUCAAGGUGGUGCGGUAGACAUUGCUUACCUAGAUUUCAGUAAGGAUUUUGACACUGUUGCACAUAGAAGGCUUAUCAAUAAACUGCAAUCUUUAAGUUUGGAUUCCAAUAUUGUUGAAUGGGUAAGGCAGUGGCUGAGUGACAGGCAACAGAGAGUUGUAGUCAAUGGAGUAUAUUCGAAGCAUGGGCUUGUCACCAGUGGGGUACCUCAGGGAUCUGUACUUGGACCCAUUCUCUUUAAUAUUUUUAUUAGUGAUAUUGCAGAAGGUCUUGAUGGUAAGAUAUGUCAUUUUGCUAAUGAUACUAAGAUAUGUAACAGGGUUGAUGUUCCAGGAGGGAUAAGCCAAAUGGCAAAUGAUUUAGGUAAACUAGAAAAAUGGUCAGAGUUGUGGCAACUGACAUUUAAUGUGGAUAAGUUCAAGAUAAUGCAUCUUGGACGUAAAAACCCAAGGGCAGAGUACAGAAUAUUUGAUAGGGUCCUAACCUCAACAUCCGAGGAAAGGGAUUUAGGGGUGAUUAUUUCUGAUGACUUAAACAUAGGUCGACAAUGUAAUAGAGCAGCAGGAAAUGCUAGCAGAAUGCGUGGUUGUACAGUGAGAGGUAUUAGCAGUAGAAAGAGGGAAGUGCUCAUGCCAUUGUACAGAACACUUGUAAGACCUCACUUGGAGUAUUGUAUGCAGUACUGGAGACUGUAUCUCCAGAAGGAUAUUGAUACAUUGAAGAGAGAUCACAGAAGGGCUACUAAACUGGUUCAUGGAUUGCAGGAUAAAACUUACAAGGAAAGGUUAAAAAGUUAAAGGAACUUAACAUGUAUAGCUUGGAGGAAAGACGAGACAGGGGGGAUAUGAUAGAAACAUUUAAAUACAUAAAGGGAAUCAACACAGUAAAGGAGGAGACUAUAAAGUUUACAAGAAGAAAAAAUACCACAACAAGAGGACAUAGUCUUAAAUUGGAGGGGCAAAAGUAUAAAAUUAACAUCAGGAAGUAUUACUUUACUGAGAGGGUAGUGGAUGCAUGGAAUAGCCUUCCAGCUGAAGUGGUAGAGGUUAACACAGUAAAGGAGUUUAAGCAUGUGUGGGAUAGACAUAAGGCUAUCCUAACUAUAAAUUAAGGCCAGCGACUAAUGAAAGUAUUUAAAAAAUUGGGCAGACUAGAUGAGCCGAAUGAUUCUUAUAUUGCGUCACACAGGAAAGCGUUUAAAUGUUUAGCAUUGUAAUUAUGCAAUAAAGUGUGUUUUUCUGCAAUAUCUUUCGGUCCCUUUAUUACAGGCCUACCCGUAAGUUGGUUUCCGCACACCACUAUGAACCUUCCCCUCUAUUCUCUAUUUCCAUAUACGAAUUAAGUUCUGACCACAAGUAAAAGGCCAUAGGCCUGAAUUUGUGGGAGGAUAUUUCUCUAUAUAAAUUUUACCCCCCUGCUUACUUAUACCGUUUCCUGUUUGAGUGACUCCACCCACCACUCCCUCUAAUACCUUACUAUCACUAUUACAUUAUCUCUGGUGGACCCUCUUUAAUACAGGCCUACCCGUACGUUGGUUUUGGCACACCACUACCAACCUUACCGCCUUUUCUCUAUUUCCAUAUACGAAUUAAGUUCUGACCACAAAUAUAUAUACUUACUUCUUUUUAUUGCUGAAUGUAUAUUCUUUUCUGUAAAUCCGUUAUAAUAAAAUACAUUAACCAUCCUGGCAUAAUAUUGUCUUCCUGUAGAGUGCAAAUUCCAUACAGUUUCUCGGGAAUACAGAUUGAUAGAAGUGGGUUAUACAUCAGAAUUCUGUCCAAGUUGGGUUUGAAUUUCAUGUGGAACGAAGACGAUGCCAUCCUGGUAAGCUCAACUGAUUAUAUAACCAUCUCUAUAUACUUAAAUUGAUGAUCCAUUUUAAUUAUUGCUUGCCUUAAAUUGUCUUUAUAAAACAUUUUGUUCUUUUAUUUAAAACGUAGUUGGAACUGGAUUCAAAGUUUGCAAACGAAACCUGCGGUCUUUGUGGAGACUACAAUGGGAUUCCAGUAUACAACGAGUUUAUAAUAAACAGUAAGAGGCUCUCUCUUUUCUGGAUAUUGCAAAGAGUAAUGUAAAAAAAAUAAUAGUAAUAAAAAAAAAUGUAAACUAAAAAAAUGUAAACUCACAGUAACAUAACCUCUUUCAGAUGUGCAGGUCAGUGAGAUUCAGUUUGGAAAUAUGCAGAAGUACAAUGGACCUACAGAAUUGUGUCCCGAUUUGUUAACCGCUCCUCGCAACAACUGUACUGACAAUGUAAGUAUAGCAUUGUUUCACCAUAGGACUGCACAACUGCUGACUUCAAAUAAAUAUAAAAAUGUAUAGUUCUUACUAUGGCCCCGAUUUAAUAUUGUUGCAUACGUUUUCCAAAUGAGUUAAUAUUAUUGUUUAAACUUUUAAAAUUAUUUUUCAAUGUACUAAAUUAUCACUUACAAAUCAUAUAUAAAACAUAUAGAAAAUCAAAUUAUAACAAAACUAAAAUAUUUUUCAAAAUAAUAAGCCAUUUUAAAAGGGAAUCCAAAAAUAAUAAUUUAUUUGAAAAACGUAUUCAACAACAUUAAAUCAACCAUAUAUGCAUUACAUUUUAAAUUCUAUGCCUGACAUAAAUCUUAAAUAAGAACCGGUCCUCCAAAUAUCUUUUUUUUUUCUUUUUUUUUAAAUGUCCAGGAAUUUUACUUCCUUCUCUCUCAUUGUCUUCUCAACAAGACUUUGUGACCGUUUUCCCCAUAAUAUUCAGACAUAUAUGUUGGUGUAGUUUAUAUUACGUAGGUAAGAAAUACACAUUUGUAUUCUUAACACAGUUGUUGUCUUUAUCUCAACAGAGAAGAAUGUGUGAAGUUAUUUUGACUGGCUCAGCAUUUUCAGCUUGUAAUGUCCUUGUGAAUCCCACUGAGUAUAUUGAUAGCUGCGUCCAGGACCUAUGCAGAUGUCAAGGAGAUGGACUUGGAUUCUGUCUUUGUAACACCUUUGCAGAAUACUCCCGUCAGUGUACCCAUGCAGGGGGAACUCCAGAAAACUGGAGAAGUGCUUCACUGUGCCGUGAGUAUUACCAGACAAUCCACCAGUGAUCAAUGGGCACAGAAAGCAGUAUUCUGAAAUAUAAUCCAUAUAUUUAAAAUAAAAUAAAAAAUAAUGAAUGUUUGGUUAAGAUAGACUUUGCUGAAUUCAUAAAUUAAGGUAAAUUAAGGAUAGAUAGAUAGAUAGGUAGAUAGAUGGGUAGAUAGAUAGAUAUAUAGAUAGAUAGUUAGAUACUGGGUAGAUAGAUAGAUAGAUAGAUAGAUACUGGGUAGCUAUAUAUAUAUAUAGAUAGAUAGAUAGAUAGAUACUAUGUAGCUAGAUAGAUAGAUAGAUACUGGGUAGAUAGAUAGAUAGAUAGAUACUGGGUAGAUAGAUAGCUAGAUACUGGGUAGAUAGAUAGAUAGAUAGAUAGAUAGAUAGAUAGAUAGAUAGAUAGAUAGAUAGAUAAAUGGGUAGAUAGAUGGGUAGAUAGAUGGAUGUGUAGAUAGAUAGAUGGGUGUAUAGAUUAUAGAUAGAUAGAUAUAUAGAUAGAUAUAUACUGGGUAGAUAGAUAUAUACUGGGUAGAUAGAUAGAUAGAUAGAUAGAUAGAUAGAGAAUGGGUAGAUAGAUCGAUGGAUGGGUAGAUAGAUGGGUGGAUAGAUUAUAGAUAGAUAGAUAGAUAGAUAGAUAUGUAGAUGGAUGGGUAGAUAGGUAGAUAAUGCAUAUCUUAGGAAAUAUAUAGAGAGAGUUGAUAGAAAGAUAUAGGGAGAUAGUUAUUGCAGAUAGAUUGUAUAGAAAACUAUAUCUAUUUCUCUGUAUAUUUUCCUACAUCAUCAUUAGCAUGAUAUAUUAUUAUUAUUGACAUUUAUAUACUGUCAACGUAAUCUACAGUGUUUUCUAUUCUGUCUAUCUAUUUCUUUCUGUAUUUCUCUAGUACUGCUCCAUACUACGCCUAAAUAUUUCAACACCCCGCCUUAUAUUUUCAGUGUUUUUGUCAUGAAACAUAAUGCAAAACUGAAUUAUUUUCUUCUGAUAUGUUUCAGCCGUAACAUGUGCUAAAAACAUGGAGUACAGAGAAUGUGGAAGCCCUUGUACAGACACCUGCACCCACCAACAGAGGUCAUCAGUCUGUGAUGACCAUUGCAUCGAUGGAUGCUUCUGUCCUGCAGGUAAACAUGGAACAGUUAAAUACACAAAGAACAAAAUAAUUAGAACUGUGGUAAAUGUAUUCUGCCCUUUGACACAAAUAAUCUAGGUUUAGUGACAUCAACUUCCAAAUUCCAACAAUUAUCUUAGUUAAGCAGCAACAAGCACUCAAGAUGUUCCUGAGCUAAGCUUCGAUCAUUUUUUCAGCCAGCUUUAAGGUUUGCAGAGUAUAAUGUGAUAUAUAUAUUAUGUUGCAAAGAUUAGCCAUCCCUGCACUACUUUAAACAGAAGUACUACCACUCAUAAAUAUCUGAAUACAUUAACAUGCUAAAAGUAACAUACAUUAUUACAUUAAUGUUUAAGGAACGGUCUAUGAUGACAUCAACAACUCCGGCUGCAUUCCAGUCCUGCAGUGCUCAUGUGUAUUUAAUGGGGAAACCUAUGAAUCAGGAACAGGAUAUUCUGCUCAGUGUCAAUCUUGGUAAAUCUUAUGUACUUAUUGAAUGUGUAAAAUUAUAUUUAUGUAGCACUCCAAAUCUACUUUGAUGUUUGUGUAGCACCCAAAAAACCUUUCAACUGUAGAAAGAAGAUAUGACCCCGUAUAAAACUUGUCAUCUAAUCCAAAUGUUGAUAAAACAGGUACUUGUCAAGAUUUGACCAUGGAAAUACAAGAGUUUAACCAAAAAAAGCCAAAUUGCAAACAUUAUCUAACACCAACAAAGUUUUUUUUUUGCCUUGACUAACUUAUUGACCAAUCAUUCCAACCAUAUAUGGUUGUACUAUUUAUAAUGGACAACAUGGUUUCCUGACUAGGUCUGUCUAUUCUUUUACAAUUCAUAUACUGGCUUACAUCCUAUCAAUAGAAUAAAAAAAUAUAACAUUUGGACUAACAUUAGCAUUAGUCUAGCUAUGUGUUAAGUAUUCUUGUUAUCCCUGUAGUACAUGUUCUGGAGGUAUCUGGAAAUGCUCAGAAGAAGCUUGCUUGGGAUUGUGUUCAAUCGAAGGAGGAUCUCAUAUCACCUCGUUUGAUUCUACAUCGUAUAACUUCCAUGGAGACUGCAGCUAUGUAAUAACAAAGGUAAACAAAGAAAACUUAAUUUGCUAAAUGCUUUCAUUAAAAAAAACAAAAAACUGUAAUACAUUUGCAUGCAUGUUCUUUUAAUGUUCUCCAGGGAUAUUUAGAUAUCCAUGAUCACCCUUUGACUGAGAUGAAAACUCCUAACAUUUUAUUCAGAAGUAGGAAGCACAGCAGAACCUGUAAUUUUGCAUUUGUUAUUCUUAAAUUCUUAAAUUAAAUUCUUAAAUUAGAAUGCAAUAAUCUAAAGCACCUUUUUUUUAAUUAGUUCAUUAUAAGAAUUCAUUUCUGCUUUGGGAACAAAUAGUACUAGAGAAAUAUAGGAGGUGAUUGUUGAAUUCAUAUGUGCACACUUAAGCACGAUGGUGGUUGCUUUAUAGAACACACUGGGCACUACUACAACUUGUUUGUUUUAUAUUCUUUGGUCACAUAUUUGUGCUGUAUUUUUCUCCACAUUCAAAUUUAUUUAGCUUUUUUUUGUAAUAGAAGUUUAUUGAGUUUUUAAUAUAAGUUAAAAAAGCGCCCGCCAUGACGGAGCCUGAAGUCGCUGUUUACCGACUGAAAUGAACUGAAAAUACCUAUACGCCACGCCAAUGCCAACAACAACUGAGCAGUACAUGAAGGGUGAAAAAAAGGAAAAGAACCGUCUAAAAAAAUUGUGGCGUCGAACGCAGUAUAAAGGAGGGACGCGCAACCAAGAUAAGAGUAUAACCCUCGGGUCCGAUUAGAGCCGAUAGACAACUAAGGCCCGAACAUCUGAACCCAUCUCAAAUAAAAACAAGGUAUAAUAAAGGAAACAAAUCCAGAGUUGGAGAUGGACAAAAACCCAACGAAAACCGGCAAUUGAAGGAUGACAAAAAGCAGAGCGAGGCACACCGAAAGUAGUCGUACGUGCUACCUAAUCUAAAUGAUACGACAGUGUGGGGGCUCCAAAGGGCUCAGAUCCCUUAAUACCAAGCACCACCAGCGGACCAAAUUGAUUAAGAUAGGGUCGCCUGCAAUCCCCAGAUUCAGGGUCCCUUCUGGUAUGUCAUCCGAAGGUGGAGGCAAAUGUGAAAUUCCGGGGCCAAGGGUCCAAUCCCCUAUAACAGGUACGGGUUGGAGCUUUAGAUAUGUCUCCGUAAAGUUUUUUCAUAUAAAAACUGGACACCUAACAUACCUUGUAUGUCACGCUAGCACAGCUCACUCGUGUAGAGGAGAACAAUCGGCUUGCCAGUGUGGACUUAAAAGUAGAGUAUAGGCACUGCAGCGGGUCGUACUCAGGAUCUCCUGUAUACUAGACAGGCAUCUGUGUAUAAACAGGCUGUGGUAGGGUUUUUUUUUUACUUCUGCACCACCUAGUCAGUGUAGUCUGGUCGUCAAGGCUGAUCGUAUCGGGGCUAGACGCUUCUCCGGAGUCUAUCUUUCUGGGUGCUUGAUUCAGGGCCUUCACCUUUCCAGUAGCGCUUAUGAGCACUUUACUGGCCUCACCAGGAGAGUCUGACUCAUUAAAGUCGCCUGCCUUCUUUAGAAGGUGGUCGCUGCCGUAUUAGACAUCACCUGUGCUCAUUCCCCCAGAUAAAGGGUUCUCCUGUGGAACGGUCCUAGGCAAAGUGACCUCUAAGGGUAUAACGGACAAAUGUCACCGGCAGAAGCAUCGGGGCAGCACCCCAUAUAGUGACAGAGGCAAGUUUGGCAGCGCAUGCAAUGCCCAAGCGUGAGUAUGUAGCAGCAAGGCUUGGCAUGCAGACAUUCUGGCACAGACAACGCAGGCCAGAUCAAUGGGACACAGACAAAGCAGGCCAAUCAAUGGGGCACAGACAAAGCAGGCCAAUCAAUCAGGCUCAGACAAAGCCGGCCAAAUCCUGGGGCACAGACAAGUCAGGCCCUUCAGUGAUGCACAGGCGAUAAACUGCACAUUCCAUUCUUCUGAUUAAUUGUACAUUUCACUCUUCGGAUAAAAUGUACCUAACACUUCUUCAGAUUAAUGGCACAUAACACUCUUCUGGGUAACUGUUAUUAACACUUUUCUGUGUAACUGUACACAACGCUCAUCUGUGUAACUGUACAUAAAGCUCUUCAGUGUAACUGUAGAUAACAUUCUUCUGUGUAACUGUACCCAACGCUCUUCUGUGUAACCGUACAUAACGCUCUUCUGCAUAACUGUACAUAGCAUUUUUCUGUGGGACUGUCCAUGACGUUCUUCAGUGUAACUGUACAUAGCAUUCUUCUGUUUAACUGUACAUAGCAUUCUUCUGUGUAACUAUACAUAACAUUCUUCUGUGUAGCUGUACAUAACCUUCUUUUGUGUAACUGUACAUAACAUUAUUUUGUGUAAUUGUACAUAGCACUCUUCUGUGUAACUGUACAUAGCAUUUUACUGUUUAACUGUACAUAACAGUCUUCUGUGUAACUGUACAUAGCAUACUGUGUAACUGUAGAUAACGCUCUUUAGAUAAAUAGUGCCUAACACUCUUCUGUGAACUGUAGCUAACCCUGAAGGCAGUGUGAGACACCAUAAUCAACCCUUGCAGCAUAUGUGUAUAAACAGGCAACCCAUAGCAUCCAGCUACAGAAGGUCACCAGGGAACAGAGAGUGGACAAGGAAAAUCAUAAUAAAGCAAAAAACAAUAGUGCUAGUGUAAACUACAAUAGAGAAUCAAAGUUUGACAAGGAGCCAUUCUAAUACAUCAUGAAGGCUCACAGUGUAAACUGUAACCUGCCUCCCCACCGGCGCCUGGACGGAGGGGCCCUGUGGUGUGGGGAGGCCAAAUGAGGUCGGGAGUCGUCGCUCCCACAUGGCCGGGAGCCAUCGCUCCCACGUGGCCGGGAGCCGUCGCUCCCACGUGGCCGGGAGCCGUCGCUCCCACGUGGCCAGGAGCCGUCGCUCCCACGUGGCAGUCAUUCCUCCCACGCUACUCGCAGUCGCGAAAGCUAAACGGCUUCCCAGGGGUUCGGGGAGCAUGGGAGGGAGACAGGCAGACGGGCAGUUCCUGAGCACCGUAAGAGCGGCACGCAAGAUACCCACAUGGGACCGCCGAAAGAGAAAGAAGACAGAAAGAAAGUAGAAUGACAUGCAAGGGAGAGUAGGGAAAGCAGAGGGAAAAAGGCACCCUUACAGACCCCACAGAAAGGGGGGAGGUAGACAGAGCAGGCAAGAAGAAGACACCUGUAUAAGGCACAAUACAUGACCUCACAUCAUAAAAUCAAAUCCUAAAAUCUAAUCACAGAAUCAAAUCCUAAAAUCAAAUCCUAAAAUCUAAUCAUAGAAUCUAAUCCUAAAAUCAAAUCAUAAAAUCUAAUCAUAAAAUCAAAUACAAGUAAAAAGUAUAUCCCACAACCACCCAUAUAUAACAUGAGGCAGUGGUGCUCUGACCUAUACUGACUGCGGAGCAGCAAAGAAAGAGGAAAUAGUUGCUUGGGAGGAGCCUUUUAUGGAUUCCUGACUUUUUUGUCUCUGGUGUUAUUCUCUCUAUGUUAAUGUGCUGCUGUGGAGUUCUAGUAAAGAGAUACUUAAGCAAAUAUGAAGCCUCCUGUCAUGUUGUAAAAUUAUGUCUAUAACUAUUUAUCUAUUUCAUCUGUCUGUUUUGGACAGAAAAAAAAAAGACAUUUGCACAAAAAAAGGUCUCUAGAGUUUAUGGAUUAGGCUUUAUGAGAAAAUCACUAUUAAUCACCUCACUAGAUAUUCGUCUUUCAUAUUCUUUUCUAGACCUGCAACAAAAAUGAUUUCAGUGUGUUGGCAGAACUGCGAGACUGUGGCCUGACAGAUACUGAGACUUGCAUAAAAAGUGUCAGCCUCAGUUUACACAAUGGGACCGAUGUAAGUAAAAAAAUAUAUUUAUUGGCUAUGGAUAAGCCACACACUCUGCUCUUUUCUAUUUUCCUGCCUUAACUCACAUAUUUUUUUUCUUUUUUGUUUGUCAGUUUAUCUAUAUUAAACCCUGUGGAAGUGUAUAUGUGAACUCAUUGUACACCCAGCUACCCGUCUCAUCAGGUAUGCAAAGUGAAAUGUUAACGUUAUCAUAAUAGUUCAAGCAAUGUUGAGAUGGAUGAUGGUCUGUUAUUUUACUCUUAACAGCAGUCUAGAGUUUGCCCUUCACCCUGUUCAGGGACUACAUUUCCCAUCAUCCCAUUUUCUGAGUUUAGAUUCACAACUAGCAGGACAGCAGCUAGCUUAAAUAUCCACAACCAGGUCUGAUGCCAUAUUUCUAUAUUUAAAAAGACACUUUACCGUACCUUUCAACAUUUAAAAUGGACAAAGAGGGUCACCUUCAUUUAGGCAUGAUUGCGGGUGUGACAGACGGGGCUGUUCUGAGAAAAUGUAGGUGACUUACUAAGAACAAUUUAUACAACUAAAAUGUAAUUUUGAACAAGAACAAUGUAUUAUAUAUAUAUAUAUUUGAAACAGGACCCAUCAUUGUGACAUGCUAAAGGAACUAAACUGGCUGUCGCUGGAAUCCAGACGCACCCUUCAUCUUUCCAGCCUUGUUUUUAAGAGCUUCUCUGGGAAACUCCCACCCUACCUGAACAAAAUGCUUUCCUUAGCUGUUCCCACUUUCUAUAAGCUCCGAUCCAGUACAAGCACUUUACUUAGUCUACCUCAAUACAAAAAGAAAGCGGCCCGAUCCUCCUUCUCCUACAGAGCGCCGCAAUUGUGGAACGACCUCCCGCACAAUUUAAAAUCUUCCCUAAGCCUAAAGUCAUUUAAGAGAUCCCUCUCUACAUACCUCAAAACAGAAUGCACGUGUCAUGGUUGAUUAUAUAUUUCCUGCCUGUUCUAUGUUAAAUUUUGUAUAUAUUGUGUAUUAAUAUUGUUUUUGUAUUUUGUUGUACCUAAUGUAACAAUGCAAUGAUUUGUGGACCCAGGACAUACUUGAAAACGAGAGAAAUCUCAAUGUAUCUUUCCUGGUAAAAUAUUUUAUAAAUAAAUAAACAAAUAAUAUAUACACACACACACACACACACACACACACACACACUCUCUCUCUCUCUCUCUCUCUCUCACACACACACACACACACACACAGAUAUUUCUAAAUGCAUUUAUUGUAGUUUAAAGAAAUAUUAUUUGUUAGUAUUAUUGCUGUGGAGCUCUGUUAUACAUUCAGACACACCAACAAUAUGGAGCUUCUAUAAAAGAGACUGUGCCCCCUAAAUAGGGACACUUGGGAGAUAUGUUUUUUUUUUUUUAGUAUGACCACUUGUUUUUCUUAUGCCUCGUUUGGUUCUAUUAAACUGCAUCCAUACAGGAACUUCAAAGGUGAACAUAUAUUUUGUUCUAGGUUUUUAGAUUGUUUUUGUUUAUGUAUACACCGUGUUUCUCUUUUUUAUUAUUAUCUUAAACAAGCAUAGACUUGGGUAUUAUCCUCACUCACCCAGUGAUACAUAUCUUACAAUAUCAUCUUUUUUUUUUUCUGGGCUACAGCCAGUGUCACCAUCUUCAAGCCUUCGUCCUUUUUCAUUAUCGUCCAGACCAACUUUGGCAUCCAACUUCAGAUCCAGAUUGUUCCUCUCAUGCAGAUCUAUAUUUAUCUGGAUCCUUCCUAUAGAAAUAAGGUUUGCGGUAAGGAACAUGUAUAUUUAUAUUAUCAGUCAUCAAUAAAUGUGUUAUUAUUCUGAUAGGAAUAUUUUUGGUAAAUUAAUUAUUCAAUUUCACAUGCAUGAUACAUAGUCUUGAUCUGUAUUCAUUCUGAAUUUUUCAUAUUGGCAAUGCUACCUUCCUGGGUGGUGUUAGGUACAUGGAGUUGGUCACAUUGUCAGCUAACAGAGUUCUGCUUUCACAGGUAUCUGCGGAAACUACAACAAUAUUCAAGCAGAUGAUUUCAGAGUUCUCAGUGGAGUGACUGAAGGAACAGGGUCUUCUUUUGCAAACACCUGGAUGACCCAAGCUGACUGUAAACUAGUCACAAACAGUUUCGAAAAUCCUUGUUCUUUGAGUGUGGAGAAUGGUUAGUGGAGUCUACAAUCAAUUACUAACAAAACUGUGUUUGUUAAAGAAACUGGAUCUGUCAUUCAGAGGCACCAUUUCAGGACUUGCUCCUGUUUUCCAACAAAACAAGAACAUUUUCUCAUUAGUUCCCCCUCGUACGUUCACUUCCUUUUGUUCAUUCAUAUUUUCUCUGUAUUAAAGGAUCACUAUAGGGUCAGGAACACAAACAUGUUUUCCUGACCCUAUAGUGUUAAAACAACCAUCUAGCCCCCCUGGGCCCCUCAUGCCUCCAUAAAUAUAGUAAAAAUCUUAGUGUAUUCAAGCCUGAAGCUGUAACUCUGCAUGUUGUUAGACUCAGAAAAACAAACAGUCUGCUGACAUCAUCAGAAGUGGUAGCCUGAUCCAAUCACAGUGCUUCUCCAUAGGAUUGGCUGAGACUGACAAAGAGGCAGAUCAGGGGCAGAGCCAGCAUGAUUCAAACACACCCCUGGCCAAUCAGCAUCUCCUCAUAGAGAUGAAUUGAAUCAAUGAAUCUCUAUGAGGAAAGUUCAGUGUCUGCAUGCAGAGGGAGGAGUCACUGAAUGUUUGGAUGCAUUUUAGGCAGCCAUGACCCAGGAAGGAUCUCUAACAGCCAUCUGAGGAGUGGCCAGUGAAGUUAUCACUAGGCUGUAAUGUAAACACUGCAUUUUCUCUGAAAAGACAGUGUUUACAGCAAAAAGUCUGAAGGUAAUGAUUCUACUCACCAGAACAAAUUCAAUAAGCUGUAGUUGAUCUGGUGACUAUAGUGUCCCUUUAAUUGUUUUGGAAAAGUUAUACCAACAAUAACAGGAUAAUACUAGGAUAGCUUGUUUGUUAGAGAUGGCAAGAACCACACUCUUAAAUAGGUAAGCAAGAUGCAUACAAGAUCCAUAAAAAAUAUAAAAAAUAGGAGCAACAUAUAAAAUAUAAAAGAUAAAUACUCAGAAAAAAAAAAAAAACUUCCUUGUCAGAGACUUUCUACUUAUAAGGUCACUUUGGAUACACUGUGUAUCAAAAGAGGGACAAAAUAUAAAAAUGUAAAAUACAAUAGAUGUCCUACUCCUUAGCACUUCUUGAUCCAACAAUUUAGUACAUAUUACCUAAAAAAGCGCAAAUGAAACAGGGUUUAUAUGAUGCAACAUUGUUUAUUUAAGACACCAUCUUAAAGAAACGAUAUUGCACUAAAUAAGCUUUUUUAGGUUUUCUGUUUGUGUAACCUAAAUCAAUUCAUUUAGUAGAGAAAACCUAAAAAAGCUUACCUAGAAAUUCUGCAAAUGUUCCAUUUUGAUGACAGACAAAAUUUUUAAAUCAUCUUGUUAGUUCCCCACGCUUUCCAUUUAAUUAAUAAAUCUCAUAGAACAUUCAUAAUUUAAAAUAAGUGCCUAUUGAUUACCCAUUUGCUUAUUUUGUGUAAUGUUUGUUCUCUGUUGUAAGCACACUGAGCAAUUACUGAUGAACUUACACCUAUAUUGAACUUUUUUCUUUGUCUUUUUAUUUUUAAUUUUUUUUUUAUUUUUUGCAGAGAAAUAUGCUACACAUUGGUGUUCCAUGUUAACUGAUCCCAGUGGAGUUUUUGCACCAUGCCAUUCUAAAGUCAAUCCAAACAAUUACCUGCAGGUACGUCAAUGUUUUAUUAAUUUUAAAAAAAAAAACCACUAUGUGUAUAGAGUUUACUGAAAGGGUUACUCCAAGCACCAUGACUACUUCAGCAUUUUAAAGUGGUCAUGGUACCUAAAGUCUGCAUGUGCAGCGUUUUGUACUGCAAUCCUGCAAUGCUGAGUUUAACCCCAUUUGCUGCCAGAGGUGUAGCUUUGUAAGGUCAUGUGUAAUAAUGUCCCGAACUGUUCGCCGAACUGUUCGCCGAACUGUUCGCGAACUGUUUGCCACGGUUCGCUGCGAACGGUUCACCCCGAACUCCAGUCAGCAGACACAUUCCAGCCAAUCAGCAGCAGACCCUCCCUCCCAGACCCUCCCAACUCCAGGAAUGUGUCUGCUGAUUGGAGACCGUGGCGAACCGUUCGUGGCGAACCGUUCGGCGAACAGUUCAGGACAUCACUAGUCAUGUGUUUAGACUGAAAGAAAGAAGAUUUAGUCUAAGGCAAAGGAAAGGGUAUUUUACCAUAAGAACAAUAAGUAUAUGUAAUGAAGAAGUUGUUUUAAACAGCAAGUAGAUGCAUUCUUGCAAAAACAGAAUAUUUAAAGAUAUACUUUUUCAAUAAAGGGUAAAUGCUUCUUGAUUAAAGGAUUAAUCCGUCUGCCCUUCUGGGGUCAAGAGAGAAUUUUUUCCUAGUUUGUUGCAAAAUUGGAAGUGCUUCAAACUAUUUUUUUGCCUUCUUUUGGAUCAACAGCAAAAAAUAAAUACGAGGAAGGCUGAACUUGAUGGACACAUGUCUCUUUUCAGCCUAUUUAACUAUGUAACUAUGUAACUAUGUAAAGGGGGACUGCUGGUCCCCCUUUUUACCACUAUAACGUCUUAAAGCAUAGAAUUUAGCAGGGCUAACAGUACAGAUACAUUAGCUAUAAUACCAUAUAGCUAGGAAGAGUUCCUCCUAAUAGCCUAUAACAGCUUCACCUCCAGUAGCAGCAUUACCCUGCUGGGCAGACAAUGUAACAGAGCAGCAGGAAAUGCUAGCAGAAUGCUUGGUUGUAUAGGGAGAGGUAUUAGCAGUAAAAAUAGGGUAGUGCUCAUGCCAUUGUACAGAACACUGGUGAGACCUCACUUGGAGUACUGUACAUAGUACUGGAGACCGUAUCUUCAGAAGGAUAUUGAUACCUUAGAGAGGGUUCAGAAAAGGGCUACUAAACUGGUUCAUGGAUUGCAGGAUACAAUUUACAAGGAAAGGUUAAAGGAUCUUAACAUGUAUAGCUUGGAGGAAAGAUGAGACAGAGGGGAUAUGAUUGAAACAUUUAAAUACAUAAAGGGAAUCAACACAGUAAAGGAGGAGACUAUAUUUAAAAUAAGAAAAACUACCACAACAAGAGGACAUAGUAUUACUUUACUGAGAGGGUAGUGGAUGCAUGGAAUAGCCUUCCAGCUGUAGUGGUAGAGGUUAACACAGUAAAGAAGUUAAAGGCAUGCGUGGGAUAGGCAUAAGGCUAUCCUAGCUAUAAGCUAAGGCCAGGGACUAAUGAAAGUAUUUAGAAAAUUGGGCAGACUAUAUGGGCCGAAUUGUUCUUUUCUGCCGUCACAUUCUAUGUUUCUAUGUAUUAUAAUGAGAAUGACAGUGCCACCUAGUGGUAUAUUAUAAUAUUAGCUCAGCAAUGCAGUCAAAUUAGCUAUUAUAUGAAAUGGCACAAUGAUCAUAAGUAAAACAAAUUACAACUUAUUUUAUUGCAACAAAAAGCACUUUAGGGAAACUUUAAUGUAAUGAGAGCUGCAGUCAGAGAUAUAAGGAAAUAAAAAAAAAAAAACGAGAUUGGAGAUGCAUUAAAUUUAAUCAAAUAAACAGCCAAAGGGGUUUAAAUAAUGGGAAAACCAUUAUUAGGAAUGGGAAAACCAGAAAAAUGCACAGAUUAGAAAAAAAAGCAAACUUCAAGCAUUCUAUGAAAUGCAUAAUUUCUUGAGCAAGUCAAGAAAAAAUAGACAUCCUGCACUUUUGUACAUUAAAGGAGAUGGCAUUGACCCUUUUUUAAUGCACUGGACAGAUAAUCGCGUAGGUAUAGGUGCAAACAGUCUCAAAUUUGACAGAACCGUCCCACACUUUAGGGUUCUGUUCUAGUAAACAAGUUGCCCCACAUUUUGAAAUAUGUCUGCAGUUUCUGUGCACUUCUAGAGAGGGCAGGCUGUCAGUCAGCCCGUCCACCCUCUUUAGUGGUGUGCCCUUUCAUUUAAGGGCCGACAAGUGCCUUAUUUAGCUGAACCCACAAUUUUUUACAAGUGAACACGUCCCCUUUCCCAUCUGCAUCCACUUCUUUGAUGGGCAGGCCCACCCCUUUUGAUGACUCCUAUGCCCCCUACACUCCUGUACACUUCCCUGUCGACUUACGUGAUUGCAUUACAAAAUAUCAACAAAUAACCACUCAAAAUAAUAAUAAACACUUUUUGCAUAACAUUAAUAAUGUUGAGAUUUUACCUAGUACAAAAUAACUCAGAAAACAAUCUUUAGAUAUUUUAAAAACAAAAGGAAAACAAUACACGAUUCAGUUUAAUUCCUUCAUAUUACUAAGAGGCUGUUAUAAUAUGCUUUUAUCUCUAAUUUUGGGAUUGUAGUAUAUUUGUCAGGCAAAAAUACUGUUUUCAUAAUUCACAAAAAUGAACACUAAUUUGUACUACUCCCAAUGCCACUGUAUAUGUUUGAUGUUUUAUAAAAGACCAGCAAAUAUUAUAUUAUAUAUUUCUUCAUAUUCACACAGAACUGUAUGUUUGACUCAUGUAAUUGUGCCAAGAGUGAGGACUGCAUGUGCGCUGCCCUUUCGUCCUAUGUAUAUGCCUGUUCUAGACAAGGAAUCACUCUUAAUGGAUGGAGACAAAAUGUCUGCAGUAAGUUAUGUGUACCAGCCAAUAUUGUAAUUUGUUAUGGUAAUCACAAACUAAAUCAUGGACAGGGUAAUUUACUAAAAUGGGAAUUGUUGGGAACGAAAAAUUAAUUAAAAGUACAUUUCUAAUGUUAGCUAAAAUAGUCAAACUGAGAUCAUAGAUAAUUUGACGGUUUUUCCAAUUUUUCUGAGAUUCAUUUUGAAUUCACUAUAAACUCAUAGACAUUUGCAGUCUAGUGAAUUACACUGUUAUAUACUUUAAGAGCCCUUCUGUAAGUGUACACUGCAUAAUAAUGAAUAACCUGCAAAACUGCUCUACAAAUCACUGAUACGAGAAUGGUUACACUUCAUUCGCUUGCUCCUGCAAACAUGCAGUGUUCUAAAACUACAACUACCAUAAGGCUAAGCAGUUAUCUUCAAAAAGAAAAAGAAAUAUGUCUGUGACUGACUGAGCUUCAUGGGAGUUAAAGUUCUAAAAUCCUAGAUCACUUUUAGUCAUCCAUAGAACAUUUGAUUAUUCAGAUGAUCUCCAUAAAGUAGGUUUUGAGAUUUUACCUACAUUUGUUCUGUAUCAUACAGAGAUGCAGUAUUUUAAAAAUAUGUGUUUUUUCUUUGCACUGUUUACUGAUCUAGUCUUUCCAUCUGUGUUUUAAGUUCAAAUGCUAUAAUGUAAUAGACUUUACAGCUUGUAACUUUUUAAUGUCCACAGAAAUUAAAAGACAAUUAAAAAUCUAGAAAAUCCAAAAGCCUAAUCCAUUGACAAAUAAUACAACUAUUCUAGUGGUAUCAGAUUUUCCCCAAAAGAAGAUCUAGGUGGAAGGGGAAAAGGGUCAAUAGAUAACGAGAUAAGAGUUAACCCUUCCCCUCCAAGUAACACCUACCCCAAGGUACCCCUCACUCCACUGGCCCAAGACAAAUUAACAAAUUAUGUAUUAUACAAAUAUAUUAUUUGUAGAGAGUAGAGAGGUAAGGGAAGUAAUAGGAAGAUUGAGGAUAGAGAGAGUAGUGGGCGCAUGGAAUAACCUUCCAGCUGAAGUGGUAGGGGUUAACACAGUGAGGAAGUUUAAGCAUGCGUGGGAUAGGCAUAAGGCUAUCCUAGACUUAAGAUAAGGCCAGGGACUAAUGACAGUAUUUAAAAAAUUGGGCAGAGUAGAUGAGCCAAACAGUUCUUAUCUGCCGUUACAUUCUAUGUUUCUACAAGGGAAAAUACUUUUAAAAAAAGAGUAUACGAUAAAGUUAUAAAAAAUAUCAAAUGUAAAUUUUACAUUUUAAAUAAACAAGAAAUAAAUAUGUAGUUUUGGUAACUUCAUGUAGAAGCAUUUGAAAGAGGAAGGCUAGAUGAAAUUGAUUAACUUAAACUUUGUAUUUAAACCUUAGAUACAUACACCACCACUUGCCCCAAGACCUUGUCAUACAGUUACUCUAUAAGCACCUGCCAACAAACAUGUCGCUCCCUCAGUGAGCAUGACAUCACUUGUGACAUCUCAUUUGUACCUGUUGAUGGCUGCAUAUGUCAGAAUGGAACCUACCUUGAUGACACUGGUGCAUGUGUUCUCUCUACCUCCUGUCCUUGUUAUUAUAAGGGUACAGCUGUACCUCCAGGGGAAGUGGUCCACGAUAAUGGAGCCUUGUGGUAUGUAUUUUAUGCCAUGAUUUUAAAGCAAAGUUUUCUAUUUAGUUUGUAUACUGUUAUUUAAAGGGACACUCAAGAUCCUUGCAGCACUUAUGCUUUCUGAAAUGCUUUAUGUGUGAAGAGUGUGUCAUCUUUUUUUUUUUUUACAAAAAGUGCAGAUUUUUAUAAAAAUGGACAGUUUUACAAAUUAACCUGGUUACACCCCCUGGUUUCCAUGCAGACAGAAAGGUCCUGGUACUUCCUAGUUUGUUUAGCUCAGUGGAGAUAAACUCAUGAGGCAGCAAUUGCCCAUUUCCUCUUCCAUUGGGUAUAAGAAGCAAGAGAUAUCAGACACAAUGUAAUGAGAAAUUAGUAUCAAAUGUUGAAGCUUAGCUAACAUAAGGAUGGGGCACUGGCAAAGACUGUCAAAAGUGAGAGCAACUGCCAGUCUUCCAAAUAGUAGACAUACUAUUCCUAACAAGAGUUAAUAGAAAAACAAAGGAGCAGAGGGGAGGGGUUAAGAUACUCACAAAGGGGCAAAGAGAGGCUUAAUGGAAACACAAAUGAAUAAGGGGAGUUUGAUAGACACACUUAUGGGGUAGAGAGGGUUAAGAGAUUCAUGGACCGUUAUGACAAACACACAAUGGGAUGAUGGGUGUGAAGCAAGACUCAAGGGGAAGGUGGAGCAGCAAACAAAAAAAAGUACGAUUCUGGUGGAGGGCAUCAGAAUUCUAACAAAGGUAUGCCUCUUGUUCUUCUAUCUUAGCACCUGUACCAGGGGUACAUUGGACUGCAUUGGACAACAACCUCCAGUUACAGGUACAUUUACUUCUUAAUUCCAGCACACUUGUGGGUUUAUUUAUUUAUUUUAAAGUUAUUUUUGAAUGUUUGGGGAAAUUAAGAAGUGAUUAACUCAGUUUACACCUGUGCAAGGUUAUAGGUUUUGAUAAAAAUAUAAAUCAAUAUAAUAUAAAUGAUAAAUUAUCAUAAUUUGUAAAUACAAAUAUUGGCAUAGUAAGUCAGAGCAGGAACUCAUCCUAAAAAUGUCCCAUAAGGUUAUAAUCUUUACACAAAUAAUAAUAAUUCUUGAUUUUUAAAUAUAUUUUUUGCUAUACCCUGUACUGUAGUUCACAACAUUCUGUAAUAAAAAGUGGAUUGCCUAUAGUAAAAUUAUAAAAAAAAAAAAGUAAAAUGUAAUGUAAGGUUUGUUGCUUGAAUCAUCCUAACUUUCCAUUUACUCUUGUGUGUAGCUUGUGCAGCUCCAAAGGUCUAUUUUGAUUGCACCAACCGAACUGCUGGAACCAAGGGAUCAGAAUGCCAGAAAAGCUGUCAGACCUUUGACAUGAACUGCGUAAGUCCAUAGAUGAACUCAUUCAGUCAAAUAAGUAGACCUAGUUCUAUCUACAGCAUAAACAAGCUUAUAAUAUCAACGUUCAUUGAAACCUAUAAGAACUAAUUCUAUGUGUCUCAAUAAAUCAACCUUGCUUAUUAAAAGAUAUGAGGACUGUAGCUGCUUUUAAUUUUGUGACUUGAAACAUAGAGCUUUGGUCAAGGUGUAAGGGCAACUUAAUAUGCAGGUAUUUAAUCUUUAUACAAAUAGGAGGUAGCUAGGUGAGGUAACUAUAAAAGUGUUGGAGCAGUAUCCUUGACAAAAAAAAAGUGCCUAAAUGAUGCUGAGCAUUGGAAAGCACAGGAAGAGGUAUUUUUAAAGAUAAAGCAUAAGGUAAUGUUACACUUUGUUACAGAAAACAUGCAAUAAAGUAAGGUCCAGCAUUGUGUACCUCUUGCAGAAGUUGUAGGAGUAAGCAAUAUUAGGAGCUAAGGAUUUCAGUUUGAAUAGAGUUAGGGUCUAAGGGUUAACAGGACUUAGGGUUUACCUACAUUCGAGAUGCUGUGCACUGUAACGUCCACUAUUCUUAACAAGACAAAGUAGCCCAAACUCUUAAAACCUUUUAAACCAGGCGUACCCAACUGGUAGAUCCCCAGAUGUUUUGAAACUACAACGUCCAUGAUUCUUUGUAAUCUAAAGGCAAGCAGAGGCAUCUUGAGAGUUUUGGUUCUACAAAAUCUGGCGAUCUACCUUUUGGGCAGCCCUGUUCGAAACCUAUGCUUUCCCUUAACCUUACCAUAAUCUUUUAUCUCAAAUAAUUUAUAUUGUAGGCCAGGGAUAGGCAACCUUCAGCACCCCAGAUAUUGUGGACUAUACCCCCCAUAAUGCUCUUAUACCCAUAAUGCUGGCAAAUCAUCAUGGGAGGUGUAGUCCAAAACAUCUAGGGUGCCGAAGGUUGCCUAUGCCUGUUGUAGGCUAAUUGUUUAACCCUUUUUGCAUUGUACUACAAGAGAAGGAACAUACAUAUUUCCAUUUUUAAACAAACAUUCAUGGUUACCACAUACUGAAAUGUAAUUUAGACUUUAGUUUCAAAUACCUGUGCAGGGUAUGGAAAUAUUUAGAUAUACACAUUUUUACGAAUGGAAAAUAAAAUGCUUUAAACAUUACCUGUUUAAUCUAAUGUAUUUUCUUGUUGCCACCUACAGUAUAGCACACAAUGUGUAUCUGGCUGUGUUUGUCCUAAUGGACUGGUAGCUGAUGAUAAUGGAGGAUGUAUUAGCGCAGAUCAAUGUCCAUGCGCACACAACAACGAAGUAUUUGCAGCUGGCUCUAGUAUCACCGUAAAAUGCAAUACAUGGUGCGUAUAUUUAACGUUUCAUUUUUGAAGAUUUAGAUCUGACUCUUUAAAUGUUGACAAUUUAAAAAUAUCCACAUUAUCACAGAAAAAAACAAAACAACUUUAUAAACAUUGAAGCCAAUAUCUAUGACAUUUUCGUAAUUAAAAACUAUUUUUUUUUUCUUAUAGUACCUGUGUAAAAAGAAACUGGGUCUGUACCAGUGAGGCAUGUUUGGGAACGUGUACUGUGUAUGGAGAUGGUCACUACCUUACAUUUGACAACAAAGGAUAUAAUUUCAAUGGGAACUGCGAGUAUACAUUGGCUCAGGUAAAUAUCUCCAAGCUACCAUAAAAAAAUCUAGAAAAUUCUACCAACUUUUCUUUUUAUCUCUAUUCUAGAAUAAAAUUAUCACCUACCAUUCCAUUUAAGUUUUAACAUUUUGAUUCUGGAACACUUAUCCUUUUUGAAUUUUAAACAUUACAUUCGAAGACAUUUCCUGCCUUGUUUGAACUGUGAUUAGUAUUCAAAACUAAAUUACAACACUUAGGCUAGCAUAAAUAAUAAAUUAUUUGGAACAAUUACCCAAUUUCCAAUAAUCACACACCAGGCAGAUGUAGUUAAUAACAUCUGGAGUGCUAAAAGUUGCCUAUCAUGACCUAGAUGAGUGCUGGCAUUGGUGAAGAAAUGUCCUUUUAGUUUCUCUUCAGCAUGUUGAUUUCCACACCAUAAUUUGUUUCAAUCUUCUGGAAAUUGUAUAACUAUAUUUUUGCUGCAUAUUGAGAAAAUGUUUAUUCUUCAAGCUUUUAUUGCUUUGUACUGAGAACAUUUUAUUGUUCAAGGCUAACCUGCUUAAAAUGCUCUAAAUAAACCUAGGCAGUCUUCCAAUUGAUUAAGUUUCAGUUUUUCAGUCUUCAUAAUACUUUACCUGUCUUCAAUGUAAUUGUUCUAAAAUUAUUUUAUAUAUUAAGCCUAUCGGAAUGGUUUCUGCCCUUGCUUUUUCUUCUAACUGAUAACAUAAUUUGACUGUUUGCUAUGCAUCCUGCAACUCUACCUGGCUAAUUUUCCUUUAUAGAUAAAUGGAAAAUCUAACUUUUUUUUUUUUUAAAUGCUAGGAUUAUUGUAGCAGUGGCUCUACUUCUGGUACAUUCAGAGUAAUCACACAAAAUAUCCCAUGCGGAUCCACAGGAACGACAUGCUCAAAAACUAUCAAGGUUUAUCUAGGAGUAAGUAAUCAUCCUCUUGAAUGUUUUUCUCUUAUAAUCUUGUAUGUCUUUUUAAGUAGAAAGAUAACAAACAUGUGCUAAAUAUGGUUUUAUUUUGCUCUUCAGAACUAUGAAUUUAUACUCAGUGAUGAGAAAUUUGAGGUGGUCCAGAGAGAUGUUGGAGAAUAUGUGCCAUACAAGGUUCACCAGAUGGGAAUAUAUUUGGUAAUCGAAGCAUCGAAUGGAUUGGUUUUGGUGUGGGACAAGAAGACAACUAUAUUUAUCAAGCUUGAGUCAACUUUCCAGGUAAAUUAUUUUAAAAUUCAGAUAUUAUUCAAGAAAACAUGCAUAUAUUUGUAGUCUCUUUAGUCACAUAAAUCCUGGCAACAGACAGGGGAUAUUUUCAAUGGCUUAGUGGUUUCCUCUGUAUCUCUGCCAAGACAGUGUGCCUGAAGAUGUCAUGAAAUCUACAGAGAGGUGCAAGUGUAGGGCAUACAAUGAUUAUAUAAGCAUCCGUAGAUCCUCAGUAUUGAGAAUUUACUGAACUUGAUGGUAACAGUUAGGCUUAUUAGACUUUCAAAGUCUAUUAUAAGAUAUUUCUCCUAGGUUCAAAGAAUGAACUUACUGGAAAGUAUCCACAGCUCAAGAACAGGCUUUUAACAUUUUGAGCAGGUGAUUCCAACAUAUACAAGAGGAUUUUAUUCCUUACAUUCACUAGUGACUCACUAGUGCCCAAUCCUGGAAAACCCAAAACUUGUAUGUAUGGGUGUAAUUGGAUCAUGGAUAAUGUAGGACCACUAUGUCCUAGAAAGAUUUUCUUGACCUUAACACUUGUAGCAAACGAAUAACAGAACCAGAAUAUUAAGCCACACAUGACCUAUUUUGUUGGAAAUGCCCUUCCUAAUAUUAUCUAAUUACUCUGAUCUGUAGCUUUGAUGACAACCCAUAAGGGGGACACAAUAUAGAUUAAAUGGAAUUUACAAACCACUGCAUUAUAGUUCUGAUGAUUUAUACAUAUACUAUUUGCAAUGCAGAGCUUGCAUUUUCGAAUAGUUUUGAUAUUUGUAUUGGCUUCACUAACCACCUAAUUAUGCAUCUCUUGUUUUCAGGGUAAAGUGUGUGGAUUGUGUGGUAACUAUGAUGGAAACGCUAAUAAUGAUUUCACCACCAGGAGUUUCUCAGUAGUAGGAGAUGUACUUGAAUUUGGUAACAGCUGGAAACUUUCACCAAGUUGCCUAGAUGCAAUUAACCUCAACGAUCCUUGCAAUCUCAAUCCAUACAGAAAAUCAUGGGCUCAGAGACAAUGUAGCAUCAUCACUAGUGCUGCCUUCUCGACUUGCCACCCCCUGGUAUGAAAUUUUAAUGUAUUUUUUUGAAAAUUAACUAAUAAAACACAUAUUAAAUCAGCUGUAAUGGGGAUGCUCAAUGAGAGUAUAACAUUUAAAUUGGAACUGACAAAUUUGGCAGCUCAAAAAAACAAACAAAAAUGUCACACAAAUGUACGUCCACAUUUAAAAGGGAACAUUACUUUCAGACACCCCUAUAUUAAAACACAAUAAAUGUAUACAAGCACCCCUUCAUACACCAACACUGUACAUUACACUGUAGCGCCAGUAAAUGCUGCAGCGCUGUACUGAUAUACAACCUAGAAAGUUUGACUAGGGGUGCCUUGGAAAAAUACUGAAAUAUUAAAGGCAACAGAACCCUGGUCUAUACCAAUUAAGCACUUGAUAAAUCAACCUAUUUUUCUAAACAAUAUGCUUAGUACAGUGGACUAAGUAAGGACUACCACUUAUUAUUCAAGCUCUAUUUACAGGUGGACCCAGUUAAAUAUUAUGAGACUUGUGUUAAUGACGCCUGUGCUUGUGACACCGGUGGAGAUUGUGAGUGCUUCUGUACAGCUGUAGCCUCAUAUGCCCAAGCUUGCAGUGAAGCUGGCGUAUGCGUUAGUUGGAGAACACCAAACAUGUGCCGUGAGUAUUACUUAAAACUAUUUGAUAGCUAUUCAAAGACCCUGAGGGUUGAAACUUUCAUCUUGAGGAUUCCACUAAAUUAUUGGGGUCUUCUUGUCAAAGAAUAGACUGUCACAGGUUCUGAGGAAUUUAAUGGUGCUUGAUGUUCUUACUAGUAAAUAUUCUGCUUGCAUACAGGUGACUCAGUUAUAGAUAAGGUUAAAUGCUGACAAGUUUUGAUUUCUGCAAGGUUUCACAUUAGUAUCAUAAAAUUUUUUUUCUUCAUAAUGAGUUACUACUAAUUAGUUACUACUGGGUUAGAAUUUGAAGAUUUUCAGGCUCAACUAAUUUCAAAAACUCGAAGUAGAAAGAGAGUAUACAUAAUUAACAUUGUGCUAUAUAUGUUUUAAUUGACUUUUAAUAUAAUGAUAUAAUUAAAUAUGAAAUGCUAUUUCUGUGCAUGAAAUACACAAAUGUGUUCAUGUGUCAAUAGUAAUUGUGUAUAAGCUAAUUAUUUCUGGACAGACCAAAACAAUAUAAUGUAAUAUAAUAUAAUGAUAUAUUAUUUUGAUAUAUUUUGGCAGAAAGCUUGCCAUAUAAUAUUUUUUUUUUUUUUACUUUCAAUGUCAAGAAAACAACUUGUUAUCUCUAGAAAACAAAAUGUUUUCUAGAGAAAGCCAAUUGUUUUUUGACAUAACAGGGCAGAUAAAUUGUAAAAAUACACAGCCCCUUUCAGAUUCUUCAGAUCUUUUUUCUCCAGUUUCUUUGGUUUUCUUCUAUAUUUAAGCAAAUGUUGAUUCCCCCAAACAGCUCUAUUCUGUGAUUUCUACAACCUUGAAGGGCAGUGUGAAUGGCACUACAAACCAUGUGGGGCACCAUGUCUGAAGACCUGCCGUAACCCAAGUGGAACCUGCUACCACCAUCUACCAGGCUUGGAAGGUAAGAUACUUUUUAAAUAGGCAACAAUGCAAUUAUGUUUCUUGUCUCCCUGCACCCGUUGUCUUAAUACUUCAGUAAAGCCCACUCAUUCAUUUAAAUAUAUGGCUAUUUAUGUACAUACAUUAACUUCAGAGGCUGCCCUGCAGAGCUUUCUGGAGUUAUAGUUUCCACAAUAGAAAUCAACUAGUUCAACUACAACUACCUGGAAAGCCCUCAUGUACAAGGAUUUCUGGAAUACAAUUAGGUCAACAUCGGGAAUGGAUGAGGCACUUCCUGGCUUGGGAAUAAUCUACUGCAGAGGUUGCAAAGCAUGGGUGUUAGUAGCAAAUGUUAGAAUUUAAAGUGAUAGAAGCUUUUUUUAUUUAUUAAUUGAUUUAGCAUUAUUGCAUGUUUUGUAGAACACAUUGUCAGUAUAAGGCAUUAAAGAGAAUGAAUCAACUCCAGCCUAUGUUCCUUUAUUUUAUUUAUUUAUGUUAUAUAUUCAAUAUAAAAAUCAUAGAGUAGUAAUUUCUUGAAAUGUUGUUGGCUAUUAAGUAGUUUGAAGCAACUUCACCUAUUCUUGAUGUUUAGGCAUUCUACACAAAGUUACAUUGUGUCAAGUAUGUACAUAUUGUCACUAUAUAAUAGAUGCUCAGUUGUUACAAAACAUACAGAAAAUAUGUUUUAAAUAUAUUCUUCGUACUUGCAGGUUGCUACCCUAAUUGCCCUGAAGACAAGCCCUACUUCGAUGAAGAUUUAAUGCAAUGUGUGCCAGUUUGUAACUGUUAUGAUAAAUAUGGCAAAAGUUAUACCAUUGGACAAUCAAUGCCUCCUGCAAGGAAUGGAACAUGCACAGCCUGGCAAGUAACAAUUAGGAAAAAUAUAUAAUGCAUCCACAAAUAGCUUAGAACACUCUAGGACACUCUAUUGUCUCUAGGAUAAGCACCUAAUAGGUGCUGCCGCAUGCUACAUAAAGGUGAUUCAAUUCAGGGCUCCUUCUUUCGUGGGUCCUAGGCAGUUGCCCUAGUUCUCCUAACAGGCUAUGAGUGCACCCAUGUACGCUCGUAGCCUGGUAUUUAGAACACAUGGAAUUCAGAACAGCAACAUAUGCAUUUUGACAGUCACCAAAUCUGAAAUUGUAGCAAAUUGAAAACUGAAUUUUAAAAUGUAGGCAAUAAUAGUUAAUAGCAAGAUUCUCCAAAAAUCUCAGCUUUUAGCCUACAUUUGUGCAAUUCAGUUUGUGUUGUAAUUUGGUGUUUGGUGACUAAACUCUUUUAAAGGUGUAUAAAAUAACAACAAAAUAAAACAAAAUACUUGCCUUCGUUCCUCUUAUUUGUAUAGUUCAAUCAACCAAAAAAAAAAAAAAUCUAGUAUAAAACAAAUAUAUACUGUAUUUCUUACAUAGAGAUCCUAAGUAUAUAUUAUAGUCUUGAAUGUUGUGUUCAUUGCUUUUCAUUACUAAGAUGAUAUGACUAAGUUGUUUGAGAAUGUAUGUGUAGGGUUCACCACAUUCCUCAUGUGAUUCAUAUAGAAUUGCAGGCUUGCCGUCAAGGAAAUAUGGGAAGUACUGAUUACCAGCCCUAAGGGCACUUUAAAUCUCAGUAAUCCUUUUGGGGAGAAAUAUUUCCCCAUCUGAACUGCAAGUUCUCUCACACAGCAGACCCAUUAUCUGACAACCCUUCAAGCUCUCCUUGCUGUCCCAACAGUUGUAGGAGGAUGUAAUGUGGCAUCACUUCCUCUCAGUACACAGAUUGUAAUAUUUAUGUUUUUUAAAAGUAUAUAUAUAUAAAAUAUUUUUAAUAUUAUAUUUUAAAAAUUUAUUUUAAAACUCUAUAAAAAAUGAAAUAAUUUUCAAAUAUUAUGCAAACAUAUUAAAUCAAGUACAAAUGUGUAUUCCUAAAGCUACAGUGGCCAAGUCAUCAUUUAGGUGAUCAUGCACACACUGCCGGGGUUAAAAGGUGAGUUUUAUUCAUCUUUUCUCACUUGUGAUACUGGUCUCAGGUGUUCCACUUCAUCUCUUUGAGAUCAUAGAAUCAUGGGAGUUGUAGGUUAGUAACGUCUGGAGGGCCGGAGUUUCGGGAAGCCUGAUCUAGAGGAUAGGAAAGCACUGGAGAGCUAGUGCACAUGUUUAGCAAAAUGCUGCACUGCGCCAAUCAUAUGAUCUCCCUUAGACCAUCUGAUUUAAAUAGUGGAAUAUUUUUACUCCACUAUUUUGGCUGAAACUCCUCUAGUGGCUGCCAGAAUGACACCCACUAGAGACCAGUUAAUCCUGCGAUCAAAAUAUUGCAUUCCUUCGGAAUGACAAUGUUUUCAGUUGGACAUGGCACUCAGAUCACUAGAAUAGAUGAAGAGUCCCUUUACGCUCAUAAAGAGUACAUCUUGAGGACAGGACAGGUGCCUAUAAGCAGGUACCUAAUCUGCUUUCCGUAAAUAACUCUUCUUUAAAAUGCAAUAUAAUACUAAUAAGCACUUUCCUUCUACCUUUAGUAACUGCACAGAAAAUGGAGAACAAUGUUAUGAUCUCACAGGUAUUUUGUUUUUCUUUCAUUUGAUUUGCAAAAUCAGACUAACUCUUUUUUCAUAGCUAAAAUGGAUAUAGUCAGUAAUCAAACAAUUUACCUUUACAAAUUUGCAUUUUUAAAAUAAUAAUAAUAUUGCUUAGCUUAAUGGGCAAAAUAUAUAUGUGAACAUUACUAUAGAAAUAAUUAUUUAACUAAAAAAAUGUGACAAAUUGACAAAGGAAUUAGCAGUGUAUGAAAAAAAAGAGCACACUGUGCUGAUGAUUGCACCAUGAGUACCCUGCAAUUCCUCCUCAUUGUAUAUAGUCAAACUGUGUUUGAAUGGUUUGACUUCAUCCUGGGUUCCACCAUGCUCCUCUUCCUGCCUCCACCACAGCUACAGGAGAGCAUGCAGUUCCUACUUAAGUGUUUCAUUUAGCUCUCUUGAGCCAAGUCUUGAAGUACAGGGCUAACUCAUUGACUGAAAGAGUUAGCUGAUCACUCCUAGCUAAUAAGCUAAGCCCUGCAGCACCAUGAUUGCCUAAGACAAAAAACUUUAAGCUCUCCUGUUGCUGUAGUGGGGAUGGGGAGCAGUGCCUUGAAGACCCCAAGUAAGAAGUCAAACCAUUAUAAAAUAGUUUUACUACUAACUGGGAGGAGGAAGUUCCAGAGUAGUCCUGACAUCAUAGCUACUACAAUGCUUAACAAUAUGGUUUUUGUAUUGUUCCAUUAAUGUAUCUGUAAGACUUAAAUAUAUAUAUUGUAGCAUAUAUAUCUGUUUCUGCUUACUAAAGACACCCCUUUUCUACAGAUUGUUGCCUUUAUGAUGGUCGGAUGUUUAAGAACAAUGCCAUAAUCUACAAUACUACCGAUGGCUUAGGAGGUUGUUUUACAGCUAUCUGUUCAAAUGGAAACAUCACAAGAAUUGUUGAAAAAUGUUCUACUACUACUACAUCAGUACCCACCACACCAUUCAGCUUCUCUACAACCUCUCCGGUUACUGUAACAACUACUCCUUCAGUCACGAGUCCAAACAUUACAACAGUCACAAAAGGUACAUUAUGUAAAAUGUAUAAUAAAAUAAAGUGCAUGCAACCUAAUAUAUUGUUUCCCACUAAGAAAAGAAAACUUAACCUUCAUAAAUCUUUAUUUUUUAAAGACACUUGUUAAUAACUGGAGUUCAGUAAUAAGCCAGUGAAUUGUAGUGUAUUGAAAAGUAAGGCUCAUACAUAUAUAUUAUUAUUAUUAUUUGUAAAGUGCCAAAAAAUACCACAGUGCUGUACAAUUGGUGGAUUAGCAGACACGUGCUUGUAACCAGAUGCAUUGGACACACAGGAACAGAGGGUUUGAGGGCCUGCUCAAUGAGCUUACAUGUUAGAGGUAGUUGGGUAUUGUGACACAAAACUUGUGGACAGCCAUAUGCAUUGAUGAUAACGAUAAUAUGUGGCAUACGUGUAAAUACCCUCUUAUAUUCCAUGUGGACAUUGUAGUGUGUAUUACUGUUUUUAGGGUACCUUUAGAUGGAUAUUUCCAGCAUGGUGCACAUGUGCAUUUGUUAUAUUAUUAAUUUUGCUAGUUAUAUUUUAGUUAUAGUGCUUCUUAUUACUUUAAUUGUUGCAACAAGGAAUCAUUAGUUAAUAUUUUUAGUGCACAUGAUCAAGUCAGAAGAAGUAUCUGUUGUGAUUACUCUGCUCAUCAACAAGUUGAUUGUGGGGUAUUGGUUACAUGAGAUUGUGAUUUCUCCUUGUGUUGCAAACCAAAAUUUAUGAGCUGGAACAAUUCCCCAGCUCAGGUAUAGUCACAGCUGUGCUAUUUUAGUCUGUAUUUAGUCUGAACUUUGCAAACUAGGUUUUUAAAAUUCACCACAAAUAUAAAGGGACAACGGUAGUCACACUGAUUCUACAUGUACUCAUAUACCAGUGACCAAUAAUACACAUGCAAAACUGGCUGAAAAAAAGUGGUGUCUUCCAGACUAGAACCAGUGCCAUGCUGAUGAGACCCACAAGGUUGAACCUGCAGUCCAUAGCUGGCUCCUGGUCAUUAAUUCUUUUUGCUCAUAGCCAAUGCUUUAGUUUAAAUAAAGCUGUGUUCAAAGCAGUGUCUAUUGCUAAUGGUAGCUGCAAAAAUCCAGUAUGAAGUCUUAAAUACGAUGCUGAUCUAUGCUCAUUUGCAUGUCAAGUUUCUAUGCCCAAGAAGAACUCUAAAUGUCAAAUGUGAGUUAUGUAAUACAUGACAGGAAUGUUUCUAAAGGUAGAUGUAUUUUUGUUCCUGUACAAAACUGUAAUUUGAUGAAUACUACCUAAGUAAGCAUGGCAUCAGGUAAUUAAUUUAAGGAAUUAAGUAAAUUCACAACGUUUUGGGGGCUAAGACACCCAUGAGUGAAUAUGUUUGCCAACAUAUUUUUUGAGUAUGUAUGUGUUAGUGUUUGUCUGUAUAUAAGAAUGUAUAUGUAAAUUUGAGUGAUGGCAUACGCUCAUAUUACAUGCAUAUGUAUACAUUUGUAUGCAUCACAUUUGUCCAUCACAACGUAUAUAUACAUAUAUAUAUGUAUAUAUAUAUAUAUAUAUAUAUAUAUAUAUAUAUAAAUAUAAGUUGUUGGCCAAAUGGGAAUGUGUGUACGUAAGAGUGUAAGUAGUUAGUGUGCAUUAUAACCUCCAUCUCUUUUUUUCUAAAUUGCUUGAAAUUUUUUUUAGUUUAGAGUUUAUGAUUCAAUUUAAGGGUGCCAAAUUAAAUCUUACCUAGGUAUCUACUACUCAAUCUACAGUAUUAUUAAGUUUUAUGUACUUAUACCUGUAUCAUAAAAUUAAAUAGCAUUAGCAAAUAUAUCUUGAAAGUAAACAAAAGCCAUUUACAAAGGAAAUAUUAUACAAUGAGAAAUCCCAUACUAAUAAUCAGGCCCUAAAAGUUACUUGUCACUGCAAGACAUAGCAUAGUCACCAGUGGUGAAUUUGGACUCACAAGUGCUACAUUUGGAGCCCUGUUAUACAUAUAUUACAUUAUUAGUAUUAUUUACUACAUUAUAAAAUUUAACUAUUUGCAUCACUAUUUUCUUAUUUCUGCAGUGUGCGCUGAGUGCAGUUGGUCACCUUGGUAUGAUAUCAGCUAUCCAUAUGUUGGGGCAGACUCAGGAGACUUUGAAACCUUUCAAAAUCUAAAGAAAAGUGGCUACAAUAUUUGUGAUGCUCCUCGAAGUGUUAAAUGCAGGGCAAAGGCAUUUCCUAAUGAAAAAUUAGAAGAUUUAGGGCAAAAAGUAACAUGCAGCAAAGAAAUUGGAUUAAUCUGUUAUAAUAGUCAAAAUUUUCCAGUGUGCUACAAUUACCAAAUUAGCAUUGAAUGUUGUGGUACCUAUGCAGAAUGUAGUUCACCAACUACUCCAAGUACUUCUGUAAGUCCAACGACAACACCUACUGUCAGUUCACCGAUUACUGGAACAACAUCAUCAAGCACUUCAACACCAAUCACUACUUCUCCUACUUGUACUCAAAUGGAUUGCCGUUACACAGAUUGGUUUGACUUCCAUGCUCCUACAUCAGACAUACGAGAUGGAGAUAUUGAAACUAUUCAGGAUAUUAAAUUAAGAGGAUAUACAGUAUGUAGCGAGAAUGAAUAUGAAACUAACAUACAAUGUGAACCUAUUAAUUACGGGCAGACACAAAUUGGGCAAAAAAAUCAAAGUUAUCAAUGUGAUUUAAGGAAUGGAUUGGUCUGCAAAAACAUAGAUCAAAAGAGCUCAUCAAAUAUAUGCUACAAUUACAGAAUUAGAAUUGAAUGCUGUUCUAAGUACUGUGAAAAAUCUGUCCCAACCACCACUUCUGUAAUCACCUCAAGCCCUCCAACAAGCACCUCACCUAUUUCUGAAACAACUCCAGGAUCAGCUACUUCAGUUAUCACUUCAACAACAACCCCAUCUUCCACAACAUCUAUUGUAACAGAAACAAAAACCCCUACUAUCUCUGUAUCAACUACUUCAAUUCCAACGACAUCAAUCACACCUCCUACAACCGAGUUAACCACCCCAACUACUACUACUUGUACAAAAAUGGAUUGCCGUUAUACAAACUGGUUUGAUUUAAAUCAACCAACAUCCAGCACAAACGGUGGAGACAUUGAGACGUUGGAAAAAAUUAAAGCCCAGAAUAUUGCUGUCUGUACAGAACAGGAAAUAGAAACCAACAUACAGUGUGAAGCAGCAGUAAGUGGAGGAUCGCAGAAACAAGUUUAUACUUGUAAUCUAAAGAAUGGACUAAUUUGCAACAACAAAGAUCAAACUGGCUCCAGCAUUUGCUAUGACUAUAAAAUAAGAAUUGAAUGCUGUUCUAAGUACUGUGAAAAAUCUGUCCCAACCACCACUUCUGUAAUCACCUCAAGCCCUCCAACAAGCACCUCACCUAUUUCAGAAACAACUCCAGGAUCAACUACUUCAGUUAUCACUUCAACAACAACCCCAUCUUCCACAACAUCUAUUGUAACAGAAACAAAAACCCCUACUAUCUCUGUAUCAACUACUUCAAUUCCAACUACAUCAAUCACACCUCCUACAACCGAGUUAACCACCCCAACCACUACUACCUGUACAAAAAUGGAUUGCCGUUAUACAGACUGGUUUGAUUUAAAUCAACCAACAUCCAGCACUAACGGUGGAGACAUUGAGACGUUGGAAAAAAUUAAAGCCCAGAAUAUUGCUGUCUGUACAGAACAGGAAAUAGAAACCAACAUACAGUGUGAAGCAGCAGUAAGUGGAGGAUCACAGAAACAAGUUUAUACUUGUAAUCUAAAGAAUGGACUAAUCUGCAACAACAACGAUCAAACUGGCUCCAGCAUUUGCUAUGACUAUAAAAUAAGAAUUGAAUGCUGUUCUAAGUACUGUGAAAAAUCUGUCCCAACCACCUCUUCUGUAAUCACCUCAAGCCCUCCAACAAGCACCUCACCUAUUUCAGAAACAACUCCAGGAUCAACUACUUCAGUUAUCACUUCAACAACAACCCCAUCUUCCACAACAUCUAUUGUAACAGAAACAAAAACCCCUACUAUCUCUGUAUCAACUACUUCAAUUCCAACUACAUCAAUCACACCUCCUACAACCGAAUUAACCACCCCAACUACUACUACUUGUACAAAAAUGGAUUGCCGUUAUACAGACUGGUUUGAUUUAAAUCAACCAACAUCCAGCACUAACGGUGGAGACAUUGAGACGUUGGAAAAAAUUAAAGCCCAGAAUAUUGCUGUCUGUACAGAACAGGAAAUAGAAACCAACAUACAGUGUGAAGCAGCAGUAAGUGGAGGAUCGCAGACACAAGUUUAUACUUGUAAUCUAAAGAAUGGACUAAUCUGCAACAACAAAGAUCAAACUGGCUCCAGCAUUUGCUAUGACUAUAAAAUAAGAAUUGAAUGCUGUUCUAAGUACUGUGAAAAAUCUAUCCCAACCACCACUUCUGUAAUCACCUCAAGCCCUCCAACAAGCACCUCACCUAUUUCAGAAACAACUCCAGGAUCAACUACUUCAGUUAUCACUUCAACAACAACCCCAUCUUCCACAACAUCUAUUGUAACAGAAACAAAAACACCUACUAUCUCUGUAUCAACUACUUCAAUUCCAACUACAUCAAUCACACCUCCUACAACCGAGUUAACCACCCCAACCACUACUACCUGUACAAAAAUGGAUUGCCGUUAUACAGACUGGUUUGAUUUAAAUCAACCAACAUCCAGCACUAACGGUGGAGACAUUGAGACGUUAGAAAAAAUUAAAGCCCAGAAUAUUGCUGUCUGUACAGAACAGGAAAUAGAAACCAACAUACAGUGUGAAGCAGCAGUAAGUGGAGGAUUUAAGAAACAAGUUUAUACUUGUAAUCUAAAGAAUGGACUAAUCUGCAACAACAAAGAUCAAACUGGCUCCAGCAUUUGCUAUGAUUAUAAAAUAAGAAUUGAAUGCUGUUCUAAGUACUGUGAAAAAUCUGUCCCAACCACCACUUCUGUAAUCACCUCAAGCCCUCCAACAAGCACCUCACCUAUUUCAGAAACAACUCCAGGAUCAACUACUUCAGUUAUCACUUCAACAACAACCCCAUCUUCCACAACAUCUAUUGUAACAGAAACAAAAACCCCUACUAUCUCUGUAUCAACUACUUCAAUUCCAACUACAUCAAUCACACCUCCUACUACCGAGUUAACCACCCCAACUACUACUACCUGUACAAAAAUGGAUUGCCGUUAUACAGACUGGUUUGAUUUAAAUCAACCAACAUCCAGCACUAACGGUGGAGACAUUGAGACGUUGGAAAAAAUUAAAGCCCAGAAUAUUGCUGUCUGUACAGAACAGGAAAUAGAAACCAACAUACAGUGUGAAGCAGCAGUAAGUGGAGGAUCACAGAAACAAGUUUAUACUUGUAAUCUAAAGAAUGGACUAAUCUGCAACAACAAAGAUCAAACUGGCUCCAGCAUUUGCUAUGACUAUAAAAUAAGAAUUGAAUGCUGUUCUAAGUACUGUGAAAAAUCUGUCCCAACCACCUCUUCUGUAAUCACCUCAAGCCCUCCAACAAGCACCUCACCUAUUUCAGAAACAACUCCAGGAUCAACUACUUCAGUUAUCACUUCAACAACAACCCCAUCUUCCACAACAUCUAUUGUAACAGAAACAAAAACCCCUACUAUCUCUGUAUCAACUACUUCAAUUCCAACUACAUCAAUCACACCUCCUACAACCGAGUUAACCACCCCAACUACUACUACCUGUACAAAAAUGGAUUGCCGUUAUACAGACUGGUUUGAUUUAAAUCAACCAACAUCCAGCACUAACGGUGGAGACAUUGAGACGUUGGAAAAAAUUAAAGCCCAGAAUAUUGCUGUCUGUACAGAACAAGAAAUAGAAACCAACAUACAGUGUGAAGCCGCAGUAAGUGGAGGAUCGCAGAAACAAGUUUAUACUUGUAAUCUAAAGAAUGGACUAAUCUGCAACAACAAAGAUCAAACUGGCUCCAGCAUUUGCUAUGACUAUAAAAUAAGAAUUGAAUGCUGUUCUAAGUACUGUGAAAAAUCAGUCCCAACCAUAAAUUCUAUAACAACUGCUAGCACAGUCUCAACAACCCAAUUAUCGAGUACUUCAGCAAUUUCAACAAUAUCAACAUAUUCUGUAACAUCUUUAAUAACAAUCCCACCAUCAGAACCAUAUAUUGUUACUUUAACUCCUUCAUCCACCACACAAACAGUCCCAGAAACAACUCCUACAAAGACAGUUUCAACAACGACAUCAUCUAGCACACCUACAACUUCAACAGUAUCAACGUCCUCUGAAACAACAUCCCCAACCACUCCUUCAUCCCCCACACCAACUGUUUCUGAAACAACAACAAGCACAGUGUCCACAACCCCAUCAUCCAGCACACCAACCAUUUCAACAGUUUCAACUACCUCUGUAACAUCGUCGCCAACAACUCCUUCAACCACUACACCAACGGUCACAGAAACAACUCCUACAAAGACAGUUUCAACUACCACAUCAUCCAGCACACCAACAACUUCAACAGUAUCAACAUCAUCUCUAACAACUUCACCAACAACUCCUUCAUCUACCACCCCAACUGUUUCUGAAACAACUCCAACAAGCACAGUAUCCAAAACUCCAUCAUCCAGCACAUCAACAAUUUCAACAGUUUCAACCAGCUCUGUAAUAACUUCACCAACAAGUCCUUCAUCCACUACACCAACGGUCUCAGAAACAACUCCUACAAACACAGUUUCAACAACCACAUCAUCCAGCACACCAACAACUUCAACAGUAUCAACAUCAUCUGUAACAAGUUCACCAACAACUCCUUCAUCUACCACUCCAACUGUUUCUGAAACAACAACAAGCACAGUGUCCACAACCCCAUCAUCAAGCACACCAACCAUUUCAACAGUUUCAACUACCUCUGUAACAACUUUGCCAACAACUCCUUCAUCCACUACACCAACAGUCUCAGAAACAACUCCUACAAAGACAGUUUCAACUACCCCAUCAUCCAGCACACCAACAACUUCAACAGUAUCAACAUCAUCUGUAACAAGUUCACCAACAACUCCUUCAUCUACCACUCCAACUGUUUCUGAAACAACAACAAGCACAGUCUCCACAACCCCAUCAUCAAGCACACCAACCAUUUCAACAGUUUCAACUACCUCUGUAACAACUUUGCCAACAACUCCUUCAUCCACUACACCAACAGUCUCAGAAACAACUCCUACAAAGACAGUUUCAACUACCCCAUCAUCCAGCACACCAACAACUUCAACAGUAUCAACAUCAUCUGUAACAAGUUCACCAACAACUCCUUCAUCUACCACUCCAACUGUUUCUGAAACAACAACAAGCACAGUCUCCACAACCCCAUCAUCAAGCACACCAACCAUUUCAACAGUUUCAACUACCUCUGUAACAACUUCACCAACAACUCCUUCAUCCACUACACCAACAGUUUCAUCCACAGUUUCAACAGUCUCAGAAACAACUCCUACAAAGACAGUUUCAACUACCCCAUCAUCCAGCACACCAACAACUUCAACAGUAUCAACAUCAUCUGUAACGAGUUCACCAACAACGCCUUCAUCUACCACUCCAACUGUUUCUGAAACAACAAGCACAAUCUCCACAACCCCAUCAUCAAGCACACCAACCAUUUCAACAGUUUCAACUACCUCUGUAACAACUUCGCCAACAACGCCUUCAUCCACUACACCAACAGUCUCAGAAACAACUCCUACAAAGACAGUUUCAACUACCCCAUCAUCCAGCACACCAACAACUUCAACAGUAUCAACAUCAUCUGUAACAAGUUCACCAACAACUCCUUCAUCUACCACUCCAACUGUUUCUGAAACAACAACAAGCACGGUGUCCACAACCCCAUCAUCAAGCACACCAACCAUUUCAACAGUUUCAACUACCUCUGUAACAACUUCACCAACAACUCCUUCAUCCACUACACCAACAGUCUCAGAAACAACUCCUACAAAGACAGUUUCAACUACCCCAUCAUCCAGCACACCAACAACUUCAACAGUAUCAACAUCAUCUGUAACAAGUUCACCAACAACUCCUUCAUCUACCACUCCAACUGUUUCUGAAACAACAAGCACAAUCUCCACAACCCCAUCAUCAAGCACACCAACCAUUUCAACAGUUUCAACUACCUCUGUAACAACUUCGCCAACAACGCCUUCAUCCACUACACCAACAGUCUCAGAAACAACUCCUACAAGACAGUUUCAACUACCCCAUCAUCCAGCACACCAACAACUUCAACAGUAUCAACAUCAUCUGUAACAAGUUCACCAACAACUCCUUCAUCUACCACUCCAACUGUUUCUGAAACAACAACAAGCACAGUCUCCACAACCCCAUCAUCAAGCACACCAACCAUUUCAACAGUUUCAACUACCUCUGUAACAACUUUGCCAACAACUCCUUCAUCCACUACACCAACAGUCUCAGAAACAACUCCUACAAAGACAGUUUCAACUACCCCAUCAUCCAGCACACCAACAUCUUCAACAGUAUCAACAUCAUCUGUAACAAGUUCACCAACAACUCCUUCAUCUACCACUCCAACUGUUUCUGAAACAACAACAAGCACAGUGUCCACAACCCCAUCAUCAAGCACACCAACCAUUUCAACAGUUUCAACUACCUCUGUAACAUCUUCACCAACAACUCCUUCAUCCACUACACCAACAGUCUCAGAAACAACUCCUACAAAGACAGUUUCAACUACCCCAUCAUCCAGCACACCAACAACUUCAACAGUAUCAACAUCAUCUGUAACAAGUUCACCAACAACUCCUUCAUCUACCACUCCAACUGUUUCUGAAACAACAACAAGCACAGUCUCCACAACCCCAUCAUCAAGCACACCAACCAUUUCAACAGUUUCAACUACCUCUGUAACAACUUCACCAACAACUCCUUCAUCCACUACACCAACAGUUUCAUCCACAGUUUCAACAGUCUCAGAAACAACUCCUACAAAGACAGUUUCAACUACCCCAUCAUCCAGCACACCAACAACUUCAACAGUAUCAACAUCAUCUGUAACGAGUUCACCAACAACGCCUUCAUCUACCACUCCAACUGUUUCUGAAACAACAAGCACAAUCUCCACAACCCCAUCAUCAAGCACACCAACCAUUUCAACAGUUUCAACUACCUCUGUAACAACUUCGCCAACAACGCCUUCAUCCACUACACCAACAGUCUCAGAAACAACUCCUACAAAGACAGUUUCAACUACCCCAUCAUCCAGCACACCAACAACUUCAACAGUAUCAACAUCAUCUGUAACAAGUUCACCAACAACUCCUUCAUCUACCACUCCAACUGUUUCUGAAACAACAACAAGCACGGUGUCCACAACCCCAUCAUCAAGCACACCAACCAUUUCAACAGUUUCAACUACCUCUGUAACAACUUCACCAACAACUCCUUCAUCCACUACACCAACAGUUUCAUCCACAGUUUCAACAGUCUCAGAAACAACUCCUACAAAGACAGUUUCAACUACCCCAUCAUCCAGCACACCAACAACUUCAACAGUAUCAACAUCAUCUGUAACGAGUUCACCAACAACGCCUUCAUCUACCACUCCAACUGUUUCUGAAACAACAAGCACAAUCUCCACAACCCCAUCAUCAAGCACACCAACCAUUUCAACAGUUUCAACUACCUCUGUAACAACUUCGCCAACAACGCCUUCAUCCACUACACCAACAGUCUCAGAAACAACUCCUACUAAGACAGUUUCAACUACCCCAUCAUCCAGCACACCAACAACUUCAACAGUAUCAACAUCAUCUGUAACAAGUUCACUAACAACUCCUUCAUCUACCACUCCAACUGUUUCUGAAACAACAACAAGCACAGUCUCCACAACUCCAUCAUCAAGCACACCAACCAUUUCAACAGUUUCAACUACCUCUGUAACAACUUUGCCAACAACUCCUUCAUCGUCUACACCAACAGUCUCAGAAACAACUCCUACAAAGACAGUUUCAACUACCCCAUCAUCCAGCACACCAACAACUUCAACAGUAUCAACAACAUCUGUAACAAGUUCACCAACAACUCCUUCAUCUACCACUCCAACUAUUUCUGAAACAACAACAAGCACAGUGUCCACAACCCCAUCAUCAAGCACACCAACCAUUUCAACAGUUUCAACUACCUCUGUAACAACUUCACCAACAACUCCUUCAUCCACUACACCAACAGUCUCAGAAACAACUCCUACAAAGACAGUUUCAACUACCCCAUCAUCCAGCACACCAACAACUUCAACAGUAUCAACAUCAUCUGUAUCAAGUUCACCAACAACUCCUUCAUCUACCACUCCAACUGUUUCUGAAACAACAACAAUCACAGUGUCCACAACCCCAUCAUCAAGCACACCAACCAUUUCAACAGUUUCAACUACCUCUGUAACAACUUCACCAACAACUCCUUCAUCCACUACACCAACAGUCUCAGAAACAACUCCUACAAAGACAGUUUCAACUACCCCAUCAUCCAGCACACCAACAACUUCAACAGUAUCAACAUCAUCUGUAACAAGUUCACCAACAACUCCUUCAUCUACCACUCCAACUGUUUCUGAAACAACAACAAGCACAGUGUCCACAACCCCAUCAUCAAGCACACCAACCAUUUCAACAGUUUCAACUACCUCUGUAACAACUUCGCCAACAACUCCUUCAUCCACUACACCAACAGUCUCAGAAACAACUCCUACAAAGACAGUUUCAACUACCCCAUCAUCCAGCACACCAACAACUUCAACAGUAUCAACAUCAUCUGUAACAAGUUCACCAACAACUCCUUCAUCUACCACUCCAACUGUUUCUGAAACAACAAGCACAGUCUCCACAACCCCAUCAUCAAGCACACCAACCAUUUCAACAGUUUCAACUACCUCUGUAACAACUUCGCCAACAACUCCUUCAUCCACUACACCAACAGUCUCAGAAACAACUCCUACAAAGACAGUUUCAACUACCCCAUCAUCCAGCACACCAACAACUUCAACAGUAUCAACAUCAUCUGUAACAAGUUCACCAACAACUCCUUCAUCUACCACUCCAACUGUUUCUGAAACAACAACAAGCACAGUCUCCACAACCCCAUCAUCAAGCACACCAACCAUUUCAACAGUUUCAACUACCUCUGUAACAACUUUGCCAACAACUCCUUCAUCGUCUACACCAACAGUCUCAGAAACAACUCCUACAAAGACAGUUUCAACUACCCCAUCAUCCAGCACACCAACAACUUCAACAGUAUCAACAACAUCUGUAACAAGUUCACCAACAACUCCUUCAUCUACCACUCCAACUGUUUCUGAAACAACAACAAGCACAGUGUCCACAACCCCAUCAUCAAGCACACCAAUCAUUUCAACAGCUUCAACUACCUCUGUAACAACUUCACCAACAACUCCUUCAUCCACUACACCAACAGUCUCAGAAACAACUCCUACAAAGACAGUUUCAACUACCCCAUCAUCCAGCACACCAACAACUUCAACAGUAUCAACAUCAUCUGUAACAAGUUCACCAACAACUCCUUCAUCUACCACUCCAACUGUUUCUGAAACAACAAGCACAGUGUCCACACCCCCAUCAUCAAGCACACCAACCAUUUCAACAGUUUCAACUACCUCUGUAACAACUUCGCCAACAACUCCUUCAUCCACAACACCAACAGUCUCAGAAACAACUCCAACAAAGACAGUUUCAACUACCCCAUCAUCCAGCACACCAACAACUUCAACAGUAUCAACAUCAUCUGUAACAAGUUCACCAACAACUCCUUCAUCUACCACUCCAACUGUUUCUGAAACAACAACACACAGUCUCCACAACCCCAUCAUCAAGCACACCAACCAUUUCAACAGUUUCAACUACCUCUGUAACAACUUCGCCAACAACGCCUUCAUCCACUACACCAACAGUCUCAGAAACAACUCCUACAAAGACAGUUUCAACUACCCCAUCAUCCAGCACACCAACAACUUCAACAGUAUCAACAUCAUCUGUAACAAGUUCACCAACAACUCCUUCAUCUACCACUCCAACUGUUUCUGAAACAACAACAAGCACAGUCUCCACAACUCCAUCAUCAAGCACACCAACCAUUUCAACAGUUUCAACUACCUCUGUAACAACUUUGCCAACAACUCCUUCAUCGUCUACACCAACAGUCUCAGAAACAACUCCUACAAAGACAGUUUCAACUACCCCAUCAUCCAGCACACCAACAACUUCAACAGUAUCAACAACAUCUGUAACAAGUUCACCAACAACUCCUUCAUCUACCACUCCAACUAUUUCUGAAACAACAACAAGCACAGUGUCCACAACCCCAUCAUCAAGCACACCAACCAUUUCAACAGUUUCAACUACCUCUGUAACAACUUCACCAACAACUCCUUCAUCCACUACACCAACAGUCUCAGAAACAACUCCUACAAAGACAAUUUCAACUACCCCAUCAUCCAGCACACCAACAACUUCAACAGUAUCAACAUCAUCUGUAACAAGUUCACCAACAACUCCUUCAUCUACCACUCCAACUGUUUCUGAAACAACAACAAGCACAGUGUCCACAACCCCAUCAUCAAGCACACCAACCAUUUCAACAGUUUCAACUACCUCUGUAACAACUUUGUCAACAACGCCUUCAUCCACUACACCAACAGUCUCAGAAACAACUCCUACAAAGACAGUUUCAACUACCCCAUCAUCCAGCACACCAACAACUUCAACAGUAUCAACAUCAUCUGUAACAAGUUCACCAACAACUCCUAUCUACCACUCCAACUGUUUCUGAAACAACAACAAGCACAGUGUCCACAACCCCAUCAAUAAGCACACACCAACCAUUUCUCAACACAGUUUUCAACUACCUCUGUAACAACUUCUUGUCAACAAAUGCCUUCAUCCACUACACCAACAGUCUCAGAAACAACUCCUACACAGACAGUUUCAACUACCCCAUCAUCCAGCACACCAACAACUUCAACAGUAUCAACAUCAUCUGUAACAAGUUCACCAACAACUCCUUCAUCUACCACUCCAACUGUUUCUGAAACAACAAGCACAGUGUCCACACCCCCAUCAUCAAGCACACCAACCAUUUCAACAGUUUCAACUACCUCUGUAACAACUUCGCCAACAACUCCUUCAUCCACAACACCAACAGUCUCAGAAACAACUCCAACAAAGACAGUUUCAACUACCCCAUCAUCCAGCACACCAACAACUUCAACAGUAUCAACAUCAUCUGUAACAAGUUCACCAACAACUCCUUCAUCUACCACUCCAACUGUUUCUGAAACAACAACAAACACAGUCUCCACAACCCCAUCAUCAAGCACACCAACCAUUUCAACAGUUUCAACUACCUCUGUAACAACUUCGCCAACAACUCCUUCAUCGUCUACACCAACGGUCUCAGAAACAACUCCUACAAAGACAGUUUCAACUAGCCCAUCAUCCAGCACACCAACAACUUCAACAGUAUCAACAUCAUCUGUAACAAGUUCACCAACAACUCCUUCAUCUACCACUCCAACUGUUUCUGAAACAACAACAAACACAGUCUCCACAACCCCAUCAUCAAGCACACCAACCAUUUCAACAGUUUCAACUACCUCUGUAACAACUUCGCCAACAACUCCUUCAUCGUCUACACCAACGGUCUCAGAAACAACUCCUACAAAGACAGUUUCAACUAGCCCAUCAUCCAGCACACCAACAACUUCAACAGUAUCAACAUCAUCUGUAACAAGUUCACCAACAACUCCUUCAUCUACCACUCCAACUGUUUCUGAAACAACAACAAGCACAGUCUCCACAACCCCAUCAUCAAGCACACCAACCAUUUCAACAGUUUCAACUGGAGGUCCAACCUCUUCUCCUCUUUCUACUGUACCAACCAUUACAGAAUCAAGUUCUUCUUCUGGGUCAACUACUUCAAGUUCAACUGAGACUACUUCUUCCACUACAACUACUGCUGUGUAUACUGUUACUGUCACUUCUACUUCUGGAACUACCACAUUGUCAUCAACACCAUCAUCAUCAGGUUUUACUUCUUCAACCACACCUACAGUUAGUUCUACAAUAUUUACAACAAGGGUUUCAGAAUCUACUCCUAUCUUUUCUGUAAAAACUACACCUUCAUUAUCAUCAACCUCAUCACCCUUGUCUGUCACCACAACAUCAUGCUUCUGCAAAGUAAAUGAAGUCCUCUUUUCACCAGGUAAGCAGAAAUGUUUCUUUUAGUAAUGUAAAUGUAUUAAAUAUUCAUUCACCUUUUGUUUAUUAAAGGGACACUAUAGUCACCAAAACAACUACAGCUUAUUGAAUUUGUUCUGGUGAGUAAAAUCCUUACCUUCAGGCUUUUUAUUGUAAACACUGUCUUUUCAGAGAAAAUGCAUUGUUUACAUUACAGUCUAGUGAUAACUUCACUGGCCACUUCUCAGAUGGCUGUUAGAUAUCCUUUCAGGGUCAUGGCUGCCUAAAAUGCAUCCGAACAUUUAGUGUCUCUUCCCUCUGCAUGCAGACACUGAACUUUCCUCAUUGAGAUUCAUUGAUUCAAUUCAACGCUAUGAGGAAAUGCUGAUUGGCCAGGACUUUGUUUGAAUUGUGCUGGCUCUGCCCAUGAUCUAUCUCCUUGUCAGUCUCAUCCUAUGGAGAAGCAUUGUGAAUGGAUCAGGCCACCACCUCUGAUGAUGUCAGCAGGCAAUGAGUAGGUGAAAAGGAAACAGGGACAAAGCCAGCAGCUUCAGACUUGAAUACAAGCAAAUUUUUUUUUAUAUUACAGAGGCAAGAGAGAGUCAGGAGGGCUAGAUGAUGGUUUUUUGUAACCCUUUAGGGUCAGGAAUACAUAUUUGUGUUCCUGACCCUAUAGUGCGCCUUUAAAGUCGAACAAAUAAAAAGCUAAAUUACCUACAUUAUUUUUUUUUCCACAUUGUGAACAUGGUUCUAGAAGCAUGUUAAAAAGGAGUUGUACUUAAAUUACUGACAGAAGAAAUUUGUUUUAAACCCUUAUAUCCAAAAUAACUGGAUAUACAUUCUGUUGGAUCCUGUGCUCCAACUUAUGAAGAUAUAAAGUACCUGGUGCUCUGGUCACAUUUGUAUAGAAAGGUAAACAUACCGGCACUCCAAGGGUUUCCAAAUAUAAACCUUCCUUUAUUCCAUAUAUCGGUCAACGUUUUAGCUCCUCUGUGGAGCUAUAAUCAGGACACCCCCUCAUAAUUCCAAUCUAUAACACAAACAUGUAUAUAUAUUGUUAUUCAUACAAAUUAAUACAAAGCAAGAGAUUCCCUUAUAUGGUUUUCGCACAGGAACCUCACGAACAGAGACCGGCCAGGGCACCUAUUCUCCUGGAACUAUUUGGGGCUACCAGGUCGUGUCUGGCCGGUCAAAUCUUAGACACAAUGCCGUUCCCGUUCUACCAAAUGAAUCUGAGUGAUUCUUGGAUAUGUUGGUCUCUUAGACCAAUCAGGGAAUAGAAUCAGGGGCUAUCAGGGAAUCUACUUUUUGUGGGGUUCCUAUGUAUAGUUGGGGGACUUUGAGGGUAGGGAAUAUUUCUGGGAUUUUUUUUGUACCUGAGAGAUAAUUAAAUUGGAAGAGUUUACUCGGGCGAUUAUCUCUUAGGCACAAGGGAUCCUGGGAUUGAAACCCUUACAUUUUCUGCCUGUGAGACCCCUUCCAUGGGAGAUGGCAUAAAAGCCGUGUAUGUGUGAAUAAAAUUCAGUUAUACUCCCAGAGUUGAGUGUCGUCCAGUUGCUGAGGAUGAGGUGGUAGAUUCUUGGAUUGCUUUACAUGUUCCUGACUGUAAUUUGGUGUAACCAGCAGGACAUCCCUGCGAGGACUAGGGCUCUGCUACAAUUUCAUUUGUACUAAUGUGGGAAAUAUCAAGUAUUCAGCAUCAACUCAAAGUGACUUUCACAUUGGUAGGCUAAUACAGUAAAACUGGAAUAAUUCUUACAGCUGAAUAUAUUUUGAAAACAAGAAAAAACAAGUUUGCGCUAAGUAUAAAUUGAAAUAAGUGUGGAUGUAUAUAUCUACACUAAAGAAUCUUCUCCUCAAAGGCUUGUAGAAAAAAGACACGUUUUUAUUCCUCUGUAAAUUUUUAAGUAUAUCUAAGUUUUUUCUAUCACUAUAUAUAUAUAUUAAUAUAUAUAUAGUAAAACCAAAUAGUGAUAGAAACUGCUUAGAUAUACUUACAAAGUCCCAGAGGAAUGUAAAAAGGGUAUUUUUUUUCUAUACGCCUUUGAGGAGAUACUUUAGAGAAGAUCAGUCAAAGGUCCUCCUUGGCAUUCAAAUAAAUAAGGUUUUGAUUCAGGUAGGGAGUUCUCUUAUUGGCAUCUCAUGUAAAAUAUAAGCAGAAAAGAAAAACCAAUAGUGUGACCCAGUAUGUUCAAUAUCUCAAUUAUGUGAAGAAAAAUAAUGCAUUCACAAGGAUAGAGCUUCAAAUCAGCUCAUAAAUAAGGCUCUGAGUGAUAUAAUCCCCACUCAGGGAUGAAACUGGAAUUUGUCUCUUGUGAAAAUUACUCAAAAAUUUCAAGAGCACCUUAUGCUCAAUGAUAUCACUUUAGGUCGAAUGAUUCCCAUUGAGGAUAUAUAUGAGUAGAUGUAGAUGUUGUGAUGAUCCCUGGAGAGGCUCCUUUAAGAUGAUGAAAUAAAUGCAGGAUAAAAAAUAAAAAACAUGAGAUUUUGAGGGUAAAAACAAUAUAUAUUGUAAUAUACCAUACAAAAUGAAAUAAAAGCAAAUUAAAAAAAGUCCUUCUGAAUAGUCACAAUCGGUUUCACCCUUGGGCUUUCUCAAGUGACCACUGUGAACACUCAAAGAGAAAGAUUCCAGCUUCAUCCCUGAGUGCUCUAUCCUUGUGAGUGUAUUCUUUUUCUUCAGAUAAUUGAGAUAUUGAACAUACUGGAUUGCACUAUUGAUUUUUCUUCUCUGCUUAUAUUUUACAUGAGAUGCCAAUAACUUCUUACCUUAAUCAAAACUCUUAUUUAUUUGAAUGCCAAGGAGGACCUUUGACUGAUCUACACUAAAGAAUCUCCUCCUCAAAAGCUUAUAGAAAAAAAGACACAUUUUUAUUCCUCUGUGACUUUUUAAGAAUAUCUAAGUUAUUUCUAUCACUAUUUGGUUUUACUGUGUAUAUAUAUAUAUAUAUAAAGCCUUGCCAGUGUGGUUGUCCUGGAUCAAUACCUGCUAAAAGUCCCAUAUGGGGACUGAAAUGUUGAGCCCAUGUUUUAAUCUUGCUAAAUAAAGAAGAAUUUUAUUGGAAACCGUGAGUGCUGCCAUGUCUACUACUAUCUGGAUAUUAAAAUCCCAGGCUAAGCACCCGGCAAGUAUUUAUACAUAUAACCUGAGUGCAAGGAUUUAUCACAGCAUUUAUAUAUAUAUAUUUCAAUUUAUACUUGGAGCAAACCUGCUUUUUCUUGUUUUCUACCUAUUUUUUUCCUUUGGAUUGUUAGGGUAUCCAAUUAACGGAAUCUGCUGGCAUUUGAGUGAGCGCUGUAUCUCCCCCUCUCUUUGUUACUGAAUAUAUUUUGAGUUUGGCUUCUUUGGGCUACAUUUAAAAUUGACUUAGAAUUCCAUACAUUUCACACAUUUAAUGAAUAAUUUUAUAAAAUGAUGUUCUUUUUGUAAUAGCAUAAAUUUUGCUUUAUUUUGCAUGUUUUUUUUUUUUUACUGAAUGCAUAAGUGGUGAAGUGACUAGACCACAAAAAUACCCUAAUAAACCAGAUAAACCAGACUGUAAAACAAUUCAAAUCAGUUUGUCUUCAUUUUAAUUAUUCUGGCAUAAAAUUUGAAAUUCACACCUAAUUCCUGAAAAUAUAUGCCUGAAAUACCUUGUCAAUAGAUACGAAGCAGCCUCAUUGGAACAAUAAGUGUAACGUUUUGGCCUUUGCAGAAACCUUUGAUAAGCUUGGCAAUGGCCUCUGUAUAGGCAAAAACAUUGCACUUCUUGUUCCAAUAAAUCUGCUUCAUAAUAGAUCUGGAGUGCCUUGGCCAUAUUUACUUCUUAUUUGUUGUAUUGGGGUUUACCCGCCCUAGGUCUGGAUAACCUAGAUUCUAAUGUAGCAGUGCAGUAUCUGUUCCUGUGUAAUUACCAUAUUUGAAAUACCUUGUCAUACUUGGCCAAACUAGAGUUUUUUUCUAAUUUGAGUAUAUUCGUCUAAAUCAUGCAAGUAAGUUGUCUGCCCACUGCAAUCCAUUAGCAAGUGAAUUUAAUCAUCUGAUUGUGUAAAAUUAAGAUAAACUUUAGUAUAAUUUAUUUUUUAAACAACUGACAAUAUACAGUUAAAGUGAAGAGUAAAAUAUGUUUUCAGGAGUAUUUUGAAGAAUUACAUUAUAUUUCAGGUGAAACAAUCUACAGGACGAAAGAUAAGGAUGGCUGUGAAUAUUAUGCAAUAUGUGGUAGUCAGUGUACCCCUGAAAGCUUUGUGGACAACUGUGUCACGUCAUCCCCCACUGUCUCAUCAACACCAACCACUGUUCCUUCAACACCAACCACUGUUCCUUCAACACCAUCGACAGAGAUUACUGUUUCAUCAACACCAUCAGUAUCAAGAACCACACCUUCAACAACUUCUCCUAUAUCCAGUCCCAAGCCUACAACUGCUCCUGUAUCAAGUACAAGUAAGUAAAUGCUUUUAAUGAUAUGGUGUUUAGAAUAUGUGUUUUUGUGAUAUGAUAUGGUGUUGCUACUUAAUGGUUUUUAAAAGACUGCAGCAUCUAUUGGCAACAAAAUAACAAGCAUCAUUACUAUAUUGCCAUAUGGCAAUAGCAGGAAGUUAACUCAUAUUAUUUAAGAAGUUUAGUUCGUAUUCUUUUGCUAGCUGGUACUUAUUGGAGUAGAUAAGAAUCAUCGUGGUGGCAACACUGUAAAUCUUGUUUGUAAUCUCCUUUAACAGCAUCUCACAUAUGUGACUGUCAAAUGCCGCAAUGUGGUCCAGGCUUCCGUGUCGCAACACUAAUGCCUUAUGGAGCAUUCUGCCCCAACAUUACAUGUGGUAAGUAUCUAUUACUUGACUGUACAUGAUUUUUGUCUCUGUGUCCAUCCCUCAUUCUCUAUGUGUGUAUCUUUCUGUCUAUCAAUCUAAUGGCCUGCAUGAGAUUAGUAGGAGUUACACUAGCUAGACUCCUGAACAGCACCUUGUCACAAUUACUGUGUGACCCAACACACAGAACUAUAUUAACACAAACAACGUAUACCUUAGAAUGGCCAGACUUAACGUAAAAGAGAAUGGUCAAAAAACAAGCCAAGGUCGGGGAUACAGAAGGAGACAAUACGAAUAACUAGCCAAGGGUCAGGAUACCAGAAGAAGGAAAAGUCAAAAACAAUAGCCAAAGUCAAUAACCAGAAAAAUAUACCAUGAAUGCGCUCUCUGACAAUCAACAAGUGGAAACCAUGACAGGGCACUGAGAAAAGGAAUUACAGGGUUUUAAUAUGCCUCUCAGUGCUGUGAUUGGUUAGUACAUGGCCUUGACCCCAAAACGUGUGUGUGCUUCGAUAACAUGACAUCACACGAACGCCGGCACCAUCUUUAAUGUGGGCAGUGCACCCUUUAACAGUAAGAAUGGGACCUUAGAAUGCCGCACCAGCCAGGAUCCGUCUUCUUGGAGUUUUGGGCAGCAUUCCGCCCUGAUCCAGGUAAGUAAAUGUUUUCCUUUUCUGCGUGACUGCCCUGCUCAUGUGCGGCCACGCUGAUCAGGGACUUACUUUUAUCUGAAGUAUCGGCGUGGCCGCACUGAUCAGACGCGUCCGCGUCGAAACAGACCCCCUGCGCCGUGACACACCUGAAAGAAGGUGAAAUUGCUUCAGCAUGGCAUUUUGACUUGUGCAAAUCUCAGACAGUUCAGAAACAUGUAUGUUUGGUAAUGUAGGGAUUAAUGUGUUAACUCAAUACAUUAAUCCAUACAUUACCAAAUGUGCUGCAAUAUCCAAUAAGCAUUAACCCCUAUUUCCAAUACUACUCCAGCACUAAACCCAAUUUAAGAUUGUCAUGUAAUAUAAAAUAUACAUAAUGGUGAGGGCAUGUAUUAGAGGAAAAUAAUACAGAUUAUAAAUGAAUAUAUAUAUAUAUAUAUAUAUAAAUAUAUAGUUGCAUGGAUCAUCUUUCUGCUAUCUGAAGGCCAUAAUCUGAGACAGAUGCAUAGUACAGUCUACAUAAUGGUGAACCAUACAUAAUGGAAAAAUAAAGCAAUUGAGAAGAGAUUAACCAUGAGAUCGGAACUUGAGUCUCAAGAACCCCAAGAUUAUUAUUCUGAAUUAUUUUCCCAUAAUGCAUGGUUUAUAUGCAUUUAAAUAUGUAUGGAAGCUACUAGGAUAGUGUGCGGUUGUUAUAAAGAUUCCAUUCUUAACUGUUCCAACACUGAGACAAAGGAAACCUCCACUGGCAUGAACAUGUGUGUGUGUGUGUGUGUGUAUAUAUACAAAUAUAUACACACACAUUAUAAUUAGAUAUGAAUUGCAUAAAUAUUUAUUGGUAACCCUCUUUCCCACCAAAAGCCAGCCUUACUGUGGGGGUCAGGGUGUCCAGCAGAACAUAACAUUUACACUUAGUUUGCAGUAGUGUUUGGUUCCACUUUUUAGUAUAAAUGAACUGCUGCAUAGUUAGUACUUACUGUGGCAUACCCAUGGACUACUGCCUCAUCUUAAGGCAUAUUUAGUAGUGUAGGUUGGCAAAGUGGUAAAUUCCUCUCUGCUCCUCAAAAAACAUUUACAUUUCUAACUUUAAGUUAUUUGGCCCAAAAAAAAAAAAAAAAAAAUAUAUAUAUAUAUAUAUAUAUAUAUAUAUAAAACAAAGCCAAUUCCUGCACUCCAACCCAAAUCCAACAGUACCUGGUGCUCUGGUAGCAACAAUCACAAAUCCAAGAAAAAUACCGGCACUCCAGGCUUUUCAAUCUGAAAGAUACUUUUAAUCCACAUCUUCUGUCAACGUUUCAGCUCCUCAUGGAGCUUUCAUAUAUAUAAAGAAGUAUACAUAUAUAUAAAGAAUUAAUUUAUCCAUCAAUUAACUAACAUUUUUGCCUUCAUUUUUUUAACAGUUCCUGAAGCCGUUUGUGUUGUGGGAAAUGAAGUAUACCAAGUAAGAUAAUACUAUAUUUUACAAUGUUGGAAAUUUUGUUUAAUUUAACAGCUGAAUUUAUAAAACAUCAAUAAUUAUUUUAGAUAAAGUAUGCAUUGCUAAUUUAAAAAUGUACAAUACAAGGAGUCAAUGUGUGUUUGUUUUGAAUAGAUCAGAGGCAGAAAAUAUAAUUUUAGAAUGUUUUGUAGAUGUUAGACAGAAAAUGUAGUUAUGUUGUCACAUAACCUGCUUUACGUUAGUAAUUUGUAGCAGUGAAUGUAGAUUCCCAAAAUGUCAGGACAAUAUGUAACAUUAUUGGCACAAGUGUCAUUGUAAUAACUUUAUAUAACUUUUAAUACGAUAUGAACAUUGCCUUUGUGCUGGAACCAUUAUUCUGUAAAAAUAAUAUAAUUCCACUUUACUGAAAAAGGCCAAAAUAAUUAAAAAGAAAUCUAUAAUCAUCAACAAUAUAAAGUAAUUUGCAAAUUUACUAAAAUUCCAUAAUCAGUAUAAUGUGAUGUUAGAGACUAAGGAUAUUUUCUAUGUUGUGUGUACAAUAGUAUUUUUAAUUAAAGCAUCAUUAACUAAAGGUUUAGUUUAAGCACUAUAACCACAUCUGCGGUCUGUUUUGGUUAAGAUGCAAAGGUCCUGCGUGUGCAGAGUUUCAAUUUGAAUUGCUGCCGGAUCUGAGAUACUAUUUACCUUUGGUGCAGAGUUGUAAUACUCUACCUCUGGCUCUUGUCAAUCAGAUAAACUUUAUUUCUGAACUGGCUAUAGUACUUUUAUCCAAGUUUUCCACUUGCACACCACACACACAACUGGGGCUAAGCCCUUUCUCCUCCUUAGUGAAAGAUCCAAGCUGUGGACUGCAUUAGUGUAGGAUGCAGCUCUGUAAAGAAGUUAAAGGGACACUAUAGUCACCAGAUGAUUGUAGUGUUGCUGGUGUCCGUAGCAUUUCCCUGCAGGUUUUUCACUGUACGCACUACCUUUUCAGAGAAAAGGCAGCGUUUACAUUGCUGCCUAGUAACACCACUUGUGGCAGUCACUCAGGCAGCCACUAGAGAUAUUUCCUAGUCCAGCGAUGAACAAUGUGCUGCACUGCCAUUCAGCGGCUCGACACUCUGAGGGGAGUUACUGAACGUUCCCAUAGAAAUGGAUUGAUUUAAUACAUUUCUAUGAAGCAAUGCUGAUUGGCGCAGCAUGGCGUUUUGCAAAGAUUGAUGAUGUCAGCCAUGGAAGUGAAGCCAUGUGGGACCUGUUGUGGCAAAACCGGCAGUGUGGGAGAAAAGGGUGAGCAAAAUCACCAUUUCAGUGAAAUCGGAGCGAAGCAGGCCACCUAAAAUACCACAUUAGGACUAGUGUUCCAUUAUCUUGGCCCUAUUCACUAAUCAUUGAACUAGUCUGAAAAACUAGUAUACUUACAUUAUAGGACAGGAGUCAAAGAUGGGUUAGCCCGCAUCUGCAGGGAAACCCACAAAAGAGUGCACAGAGGGAAUUUUAUAUGUAUCUUUAUUUUUAUUUUUUUGCAUUAUUCUUUUAAUGCAUUACAUAGAAACAUAGAAUGUGACGGCAGAUAAGAACCACUCGGCCCAUCUAGUCUGCCCAAGUUUCUAAAUACUUUCAUUAGUCCCUGGCCUUAUCUUAUAGUUAGGAUAGCCUUAUGCCCAUCCCACGCAUGCUUAAACUCCUUUACUGUGUUAACCUCUACCACUUCAGCUGGAAGGCUAUUCCAUGCAUCCACUACCCUCUCAGUAAAGUAAUAUUUCCGGAUAUUAUUUUUAAACCUUUGCCCCUCUAAUUUAAGACUAUGUCCUCUUGUUGUGGUAGUUUUUCUUCUUUUAAAUAUAGUCUCCUCCUUUACUGUGUUCAUUCCCUUUAUGUAUUUAAUUGCCUAUAUAAUGCAUUAAAAAGGUAGUAAUAUUUACCCCAUAGAUUUUCUUUAAUGUGGUAGGGUGCUGCAAUUCUAUUUAUUUUAGUUUACUUAGUUAAAGUAUUAGGGUUUAAUAUACAGGUUGACGUUUAAAUGUAAGGAUUUACCAAAGUAAAUUUUAUUAACUUUACAAAUUAACAUUUUUUUUUUCUCUAGCGUGGUUCAAACAUACCACAGGCCAAAGAGGUCUGCCAGACAUGUACUUGCUCCUAUGAUAUGAACAUGGGUUCCGACUUUUACGCUAUUAAAUGCCAACCUAUUGUGUGUGAUACAACUUGCCAGCCAGUAAGUUCUACUUUCUCACCUGAGUAUAAUGUUUUGUGAUUGCUGGCAACAUAUUUUUAUAUGGAUUACAUGUUUUCUAUAAUACAAUUUUACUUAAAAAAUACAAUUUUAAUAGUAAAUGAACCUAUUAACCACUUCACUGCCUAAAUCAAGAAAUAAAAUUUUUUACAUUCUUGUAUUUUACAUUACGAAAUGUAGUCAAUAAAGCCUCAGUCACCUUAAUUUAUACUCUAGUUCUGAAAACCAGCCUGUAAAAUAAUGCAUUUUUCUACCAGAAGCCACUAGUAACUGAAAUAAUGCCUGUGAAUUUGCUGACAAUGUAAGCUUGCUCUGGCUUUCAAACAAUAAAAGAGGUUUCAAUGGGUUAUAUUAUUCCUAUGGUCAGGGAGGGGAGAGGAGUGAAAUGACUCUAAAAUGUCACUGUUAGAAUUUCAUUAGUAUUCCAGAUUGAUAAAAAUUGUUAUACCUAAUUUAAAUAUUUUUAUUUUUUAACAAUCUGUGACUUAACUAUAUUACUUUAUGUUGGCUAAUACUUUAGAAUACAAACAAAAAAUGAAACAUACAUUCUAGCGCCCUUUGUCAAACUAUUAUUAACUUAUGUAUAAAACAGAAGCCUGGGCUGUUAUGGAUGUCAAACUCCAAAUCUCCACUAGAGUAAUCAGACAACAAUAAGAAAAAAACAAACCAGCAGAUUUGACCAUCUGGUUACUGAAUUUGUAAUCCAAUAAUAAAUUAGAUUAGACACUUCUCCUCUAGUCCUUUACAAUGAACAAAGGAAGGUGUUUUUUUAAAAAGCUUUCUGCAGCCUUGCAGACUGAAACAUCACAAUAUAUUUUCAUAGAUAAUUUGAGUCUUGUAAUACUUUUUAUGUAUUUAAUUGUUUUCGGUUACUUAACAUAUUUUUGUAUAUGUUUGUAAACAUUAUGUGUCUCUUAAAAUGGGUUCAGCAUCAUUGGUUAUAUUCUUUUUUUUAUCUUCACUCACUAGGGUUUUGUAUACAAACAGAGGUCAGGAGCAUGCUGCGGUGAAUGCGUGGCCCAGCAGUGCACAAUGAAAAGCGAUAAUGGUACAAACGUAGACAUUCAGGUAAGUGUUUUGUAAUAUUUCACACGCAGAUGCCUCCAAAUUUAAUUAGAUUUACUGCAUUGUUCAUAUUUCCGGCAGUAAAUGAUUAAUUUACAACCACCUGCAGUAAUAAAUAAUAACAUUGAAAUGGUCAUUUACUAAAGUGAAUAAUUGAAAGUGAAUUUCAAAAUUUAGCCCAAAUUAGCCAAAUUAGAAAAUAUUUCAAUACAUUUUCAGUUUGAAAAUUUUAAUUUUAAGUUUUAAAUUCACUUUCUCUUUUCAUUGAACUACCCUAAUAAUGUUUCAUUUUUAUUACUAUUAAAAUAUUGUCAAGAAAAAUCUGCCACGUGGUCCAUUUGAUACAAGAAUUUGCCUUGUAUUUUCUACAAUGUCCAAAAUACAACACGAGUUACAACAUGGUACCAAUUUUUUAUUCAUUUAAAAAAAAUGGAUUAAAGUUUGUUCUGGUUUUCCAAUUAAUUACUUAGGUAGAUAAUCUUGUUCAUUAACAUUAAAGGGAUACUAUAGUCACCAGAACCACUAUAAAUGAAUGUAGUGGUUCUGGUGGCUAUAGCAUGUGCCAGCAGGCAUUUUAAUGUAAAUGCAAGUGUUUAUAUUGCUGCCUAGUAACAACUCUAAUGGCAGUCACUCAGAAAGUCAUUAACCCCUUAAGGACCAAACUUCUGGAAUAAAAAGGAAUCCUGACAUGUCACACAUGUCAUGUGUCCUUAAGGGGUUAAAGUGCUACCAAUCUAAGUGCUCCACAGUGUGCAGUACAUUCAGCAUCUCCACACUCUGCAUGGAGUCGCUGAACAUUCCCCAAGGAGACAAAUUGAUACAACACAUGUCUAUAAUGAGAUGCUGAUUGGCUGAUUGGAGAGCGUGUGCAAUAACCUCUCAGUGCUUUCAUCUGGGAUUGGCUGAGAUCAUCAAGAUUGUGUAUUCCUGACACUAUAGUGUUCCUUUAGAGCACCCUUUAGCAGGGCUGUAUUUCUCUAAUUACUCAACUGGUCUUCAUAAAGGAAGCACUUAGGAUGGACACAUACUUUGAAAUGAAAUGGACUGCUUUACAUGUUAAUUCUAAAGGUAAGAGUACAGUUAAUUACCCUUUUCUUUUCCUUUUCUUAGAUUGGACAGGUAUAUCAUCCAACAGAGAGCACCUGCUCCUACUAUGAAUGUCUUGAAGAAAAUGGACAGCCUAUCUUGACCAAAGUGAAGACUGUGUGCCAGGAUAUAGACAUCGAUAAAUGUGAACUGGUAAUUUAUGGUUUAUUUCAUCUAAUAUUUUCCUAAUGUAUGUGGUAUCCCUUGUAAUUAAGCACAAUUACAUUACAAUUAUUAAAUUACAAACAAGAUGACUUUUCUCAGUCUUUGGAAAUUCAAUUAAAUUUUAACUUAACAAGAUACAUUAGAUAUUAGGUAACUGAAAAGGUAAUUUUUUUAUUGCUAAAAAGUCCAAAUGAUUUUAUUUACAGAAUACACUCACAUUUGAACCUAAUGGCUGCUGUAGGACGUGUACAUACAAAACUGGUAAGGAAAAUCUAGACUUGUGUCACUUCUGAUGCUAUCAGAUAAUUAAUAUACAACUCAUUUUAGAUGACAUGAUGGCUGCAAUAUAGAUAUAAAGUGCAGAAUCAUUGAGGAAAUUAUAUAAGUGAAUGAUUUAAUAAUACCCUUUUGAUUAAGGCGAUCUUAGUCAUAUGGAAAUAAUUCAAAUUAUAAUUUGUGAGAAGAUUAGGGGGAAGACUGUGAAUUAGGCAUAAACUCUGUAGUUUUCCUCUCAGUAAGUAAUUUUUUCAAGUCUCAUACAAAUGUUUAGUUUCUAUGUGCCAAUACAGAGGGGAUUUAUACUAUAUCAGUUUAGUCCCACACACAUGAAUAGUCCAGAACCCAAAUGCUGACAGGUUCCCACUGUACAAGAGAUAUAGCAACCCUAAACAAUUGUUUCAGUAUUCUUUAGAUUUCAUCCGCAACAUGUAGUUGAUAACCUUCUGGGCAAAGUGAGCAAGAUGUCCAUGUCUAGAUUACCCUUUAGACUUAGGGAGACCCACAAGACAUGCAAAUACACACUUUAAUUAGACAAGCUGCAACACUCUUGUUGGUGUGGGUUUUUUAUGUGUACUGAUUGGCUUGCUCAGUGUUGCCAUUUUAGUCUUUUAAUUAAUUUAAUUGUGUGCUUUCAUUAUUUAUAGUUAAUGUUGUGAAGACACCUGAAGUGAUCGAAGACUGCAGUGCUCGAAAGAAUGUCACAGUUUUGCAAGAAGGCAAAUGUGAACUGCAAGUAGAGCUCACAUACUGUGGAGGACCCUGCAUGGGAACAUCUAUGUAAGUCACCAACUAGAGUAGAUUUAUAAAUGAUAUAUUGAUUUAAUCCCUUCUUUAAAUUAUUGGUUGCUAUGUUGAACUAUUUUUUUUAAUCUGAAAUAUUUUAAAUUCCUUAGAAAGUGUUCUGAUAUAAAAUAUUAAAGGUUUGCAAAAAAGGAGUAAUGAGAAUUUUUUUUUUUUUAUUCCAGGUAUUCCAUGAGUACAAGGAACAUUAAUCAUCAAUGUACCUGCUGCACAGAAAUGGCUGUACAGACAAAGACUGUUCAACUGCUUUGUGAUGAUGGAACAUACAAGAGCUACAGUUAUACUGAUGUGGUUAGCUGUGGCUGUGCCGGGGCAGUGUGUACACCAUCUGUAUAG